AUGAACAAGGUAAGGGAUUGCUGGAGUCACUUUUCUGUGGCCACAUUGGUAAUUAUCAAGGCCACAUACACCUCUUCCUAAACUUUGCUAGUUCUGUCUUUUCCAAGCUUUGUAGGCUUGAGCCAUGUAGGAUGGGAAGAAGCCAAAAGCUGGCUAUUUCUUACACAGACUAGGCUGCAUGCAGCCAGAAGUGUAAAAUUGUUUGAUGUAUUUAAUGUUGUCGGUGUUUCAUUUCAUAGUGAAAUAAGUCUAGAACACAAUCCUUGAGAGAUGAGGCCAGUCCAGUUUUAAGGAUAAAUCUGUUCAAACACAAAUGCAUCAGUGAGCAAAGUAUAUUUUAUCGCUGUGUUUAAAUAUGCACAUUUAUGCAUUCUGUGCUCAGUUCAGCAUAUUAUAGGGCACAGCAGGGGGUUCAGAAAGGAUGGGAAUGCAGAGAUGAGCACACUUCUUACUGCAAAUAUGGUUACACUCUGAUCCAUCACUCUCUUACAGAUUUUGGCCCUUAGUUUUGUGGAGAAUAUCACGUAAUAGAUGUAUCCAUGCCCACAUUUGUUUGUUUAUUAUUUAUUUUUUCAAUUUAUGCUUUUUAUCUAAAAGUGGUUUAGGGGAUUUAUGAAGAAAACAUGUGCAAGUACUUAGCUAAUUCUAGCUGCCUUAUAAACACAGUAUGAUCACAAGGUUUUGGUGCAGUUUUCUUGAUGAGGUUGCACUGCAACAUUUGUUUUGUCAUUAGUAGAGUCCUUCCAUGAUUUUCCAGGAUUCUUGCUGCAGAAUAAUAGAACAGAGACAGAGUUCAAGGCAAGCCAAACUCAGUAACAGUAUAAACAAUCCAAAGGCAAAAGUAGUGGAAACUAAAUAUAAGAGGCAAAGGUCUGAAAAAUAGGUUUCUAACAUGAUGGAGUCAGGCAUUAGCUGUAAUGUAAAGCUCUGAAGUGAAAAAUCAGGUAAUUCACUUAAUUCUAGAAUACAGAAUGAGAUCAGGUGGUGAAAAGUUGGGGAUAAAUGAGCUAUCGAUCAGUGAAUUGAAAUCAAAGACAAGAAGCAGUUACUUUCAAAGAUUCCUGGGGAAGAAGGCAACAAAUAUGGUGUCUGAGAUACCAUUCUAGGAUCAAUCAAUGCCAGGGGAAAUGGUACUGAGAGAUUCACUGGAUAGCACCUGGAAAAAUGUUUGAUGAUGGCCUUGUAGCUGACACUACCAAUUACUGCUGAGCCCCAUGGCAUGAAGUAAGCCCACGAUGUAUACAUUGACGUCUCUCUGCAUUGUGCCAAGGCUGUCUAGCCAAACUCUGUUGCUGUUCUGGUGCUUUAAUAAUUGCAAUAGAGAAAGGGACUAUCUAGUACAGAAAGAAAGAGAUACACAGGGGAGCAGAAUUGUGAGACACAUAAUAGGGCAUGGAAAUUGGGAGAUCCACAAGGUAAGGGUUGCUUAGAGAGUGAUAUAAGGGAUAGGGACAUACAAAGAGGGCGCAUUGUAGAGUUGAAUGGAGAGCAAAAGAAACAAAAGAAUGAAACAUGGGAACUUUGCAAUUUUAGAGUGUUAGAUUCAGUUGCGACUGGUGAAGACACAAGAUGGAGGGGUACUAGAUUAUAUCCCAGGGGUUUGACUCUGCCCACUUGACCCCAUGUAGGCAUGUACUGAGCCUAUACACAUAUGGGAACCCAAAAUCUGACUUCACUCACUGAUGGUGUUACACCAUGGCAUCCCUAGAAGACAGAACAAUAUCCAGGGUGAUCUUUUAGCAUGCAUAUGACCUGAUUGACCAUGCAAAGUGAACAGGAUGCUACAUAAAAUCCCUUUAGAGCAGACUAAGCAUGUCUGAAGGGUAUAUACACAGAAUAUGGGGCAACUGUUUAAAAAUGCCCCAAAUCUCAAUACGAUUAGUUGCUCAGCCUCUUUGCAGUAUCUUAAGUCUACAGGAAAACACUGCUAAACAUUUCAUGGCAGAGAGAAUGUAAAUUUUAUUACAAACUUAUAAUUAGUCCUGGCAACACCAAUAGAUAAGUCUCCACUUGCGAUGUUGAUUAUUUGUUGGGAAGGGCAUGGGUAAAAACCUGAAGGCAGGGGUGUCAUUAAUACAGAGUAGGAGGGGGGCUUUGAGACAAUUUGAUAUGAGUAUAUGCCAGGAUUAGGUUCGUGGUGUGCUUAAACACGUGAGGCCUAGAGAAGGACAUUUGAUUUAUGGGCAAGCAAGUGGAGAUCAACAGUGAUUAAGGGGAGCAGCUUAAACAGUGGUAAUGAAUUAGGGAGAAAUGGCAAGAGAGGUUAUCUUUGGAAACAAUAUACAGAAGGGAUGAAUUGGGGGAACUGUAAUGGAAGUGGGCAGGAACUAAAUUCAUUAAGGUGAUAUGGGACAAUGGAAAAGGUUCAUAUCAAAUAGGGAAGCAGGAUAUAUGAAUUACAUGAUGCUUAGGAGUGGAGUGUGGAAUAAGUAGGGGGCAGGAGAAGGGGAACAUCAUUUGUAUGUGGCCUCAGAGGAAGAGACAUAUCAAUGAAGUAAAGUUUUUGUUUUUUACUGGUUUGGGAUGUACAUUGUGUGGUUGUUUCUUCAGGAGGCCGAGCUGCGCAAUACUUUGGAUCAAACCUGUGUUUUGAUAUUUAAGUGGUAGAAAACAGCUGGUAAUGUUGCAGAUGCAAACUGAGAGUCCAUUGUGGAUUAACUGCAUCAAUGCAUACAGCAGUCAUUUUAAUAGAUGUUCAGUAAAGAGGAUUUAACUAAGGAUACCUCUAUUGUGUCUAGAUAAAUAAUUCUCUUACUGCACAGAGCAAGAAGAGAUUGUCGUUGACCAUCAGUACUUUGUUUCAUACACAUGCCCCAUGCAUAGCAAAACAGGGCAAUUACUUCAAAAAUUGCUCCUCAGAGUAAAGGCAAUAUUUUUCUUACUCUUUAAUUAAGCAAACAAUAACACAAUUUGAAUAGUUCUAUGUUUGUUCUCAGUGAUUGUCACACCUUAACAGUACGAAGGAGGAAAGACGUCAUGUAUUUAAUAUGAAUAUGGAAAAUUAGCAGCACUUUGCCAUAUUGGGGCACUUCAGUACUGACGUACAGCGGCUGAGAUAAUGCGAUAGUGUUGUCUAAUAGCUGUUUGUAUAGUCUGGGUUCCUAAAAUUAGAUGCAAUAUGUAGCUAACUAGUCAUACUGUAUGUAUGUGUCAGGGAUGAAAAGGAAAGAAGUAAAACAUAAUGUGUUGUGACGAAUUUAGGCAUUUCCAAACUAAAUAAACAAGUCAUCAUGCAGGCUGUGUAAUUAUUUUAAUAAGAGGGAAAAAUAUGUUCACUGUUGCUUGCUGUUUAAUUCCAUAUGCAGAGGGUUAAAGUUUUAAAACACGUGCAACGCUCUCUAGGAUUUUACUGAUGCAGGAAAGAAGUGCAAUAGCAUCAAAUACAAUUGCAACAUAUAUGUCAAAAUAUCUGAUAUGGAAAAAUGCACACAGUAACAGACGAUAGAGCUCGGCCCCUAGGAGGAAGAACAUAAUGUAAGUAUAUCUCCUUUUUUUUUUCUCCCGUCAUGAACCACCUUCAGAAGAUAGGUUACCAUAAAGAGUACUAGCUACCUGAUGAGCUUUGUAAAAAAAAAAAGAGAGAGAGAGAGAAAUAGCCCAUAAAUAAGAAGUGUGCUUUAAAGGGACAUGUAUUCCUUUAGCUUUCAAUAAGACAGUUGCCUUACUCUGUAGGAUAAAAAAAAGCCUGCAACUAUGAUUUACCUGCUUCUUUUUGAUUUAUCUACUCGUUUUCCUGGCACUAUAAUGCCCUGAGGGUGCCCCCACCCUCAGGGUGGCUCUGGGGAGAGAAAAGGGGUAAAACUCACCUUUUUUCCAGCGCCGGGCGGGGAGCUCUCCGCCUCCUCUCCUCCCAUUCGGGUGAAUGCGCACGCACGGCAACAGCUGCGCGCGCAUUCAGCCGGUCUCAUAGGAAAGCAUUCAUAAUGCUUUCCUAUGGACGCUUGUGUGUUCUCACUGUGAUUUUCACAGUGAGAAUCACGCAAGCGCCUCUAGCGGCUGUCAAUGAGACAGCCACUAGAGGAUUUGAGGGCGGGAUUAACCCAUUUAUAAACAUAGCAGUUUCUCUGAAACUGCUAUGUUUAUAAAAAAAAUGGGUUAAUCCUAGAGGGACCUGGCACCCAGACCACUUCAUUAAGCUGAAGUGGUUUGGGUGCCUAGAGUGGUCCUUUAAGCUUUCUACACUCACUCCAGGGAGGACACUGAUCUACCCAUGCAGGUAAUCCUAAUGCUUCUCUAUUGGGACAUUCAGCGCGUUCAUGCAUAGCGUGGAGACACUGAACGUCGGUACUGUGCACUGUGCUGUCUGAGUGACAGCCAUUAGAGGUGUUAUUAGUCAGCAAUGUAAACACUGCUUUUUCUCUAAAAACCAUGCAGGGAAAGGCUAUACACACCAGAGCCAUUAGAUUAAGUUGCAGUGGUUCUAGUGACUAUAGUGUCACCUUAAAAAUUAUAUUUUUGUCAUUGAAAAUAAAGCUUUGUUGGUUUUAAAAUGAAAACCUGGCUCCUAAAUUUUCUAGCUGGUUUCUAGAUUAAAUUUGUCAAGCCCUGCACUAAAGGUCAAAUUCACACUAUGGCUCCUAUAAACACCCACUUUAUCAGUGUCUUCAGCCUCUAGCCAUACAUACUACAUCACAAACACAACAUAUCUGAAACCAAACCAUUUACUCAAACCCCUACACCACAAUCAUCUCACUCUACACACAGGCAAUCCUGCAAGCAGCCUACAAACACAUGCACAUUAUGCUUUCCUGGCUCUUUUAGCUUCAGCUUUGCCACGUAUGGAGACACCAGAGACAAGUCAUAAGACUCAGCGAAAGCGUGUCAUUAAAUUUGCUUGUGCUACAAGGUCUGCCCUGGAGGAGCAUUGAACCAACAUGGUCAUACUGAGAGGCAGGGCCGCCACCAGAAAUUUUGGGGCCCCUAACUCAGCUCAGGGUCUGGGGCCCGCCUCCAAAUACCGCCCACAGGGUCCGCCUCCAAAUACCGCCCACAGGAAUACACACACAGACACAAACACACACACUGAUACCAAGGGACACAGAUACAUACUAACAGACACACAUACAGGCAUACAUACUGACACACACAUACUGAGACAUACACACAUAUACAGACACACAGGCAUACAUAGCGACAGACAGACACAUACUAACAUACAUACAGACACACAUGCAUGAGGACAUAAAUUCACAUACAUACAUACACACUGACAUACAUACAGACACUGACAUACAUACACACACACACACACACACACACAUACAUACAGACAUACUGACAGACAUACAGACACUGACAUCCAUACACACAUAAAUUCAUAAUGGCAUAGAGACAUACACAGACAUACAUUCAUAAUGGCAUACAGACAUACAUACAUACAUUCAGACUGACAUACAUGCAUAUAUACAGACAUACUGACAUACGUGCAUACAGACAUCCAUACACACAGACAUACAUUCAUAAUGACAUGCAGACAUACAUUCAUACAUAUAUACAUACAUACAUAAUGACAUACAGACAUAUAUUGAUACUGGCAUACAUACAUACAGACAUACAUGCAUACUGACAGACAUACAUUGAUACUGGCAUACAUACAGACAUACAUAUAUACGUACAUACUGACAGACAUACAUACAUACAGACAGACAGACAUACAUUGAUACUGGCAUACAUACAUGCAUAUAUACAGACAGACAUACAUACAGACAUACAUGCAUGCAUACAUACAUACAGACAGACAUACAUGCAUGCAUACAGACAGACAUACAUACAUGCAUACAUACAUGCAUACAGAUAGACAUUCAGACAGACAAACAUACAUACAGACAGACAUACAUGCAUACAUACAUGCAUGCAUGCAUACAGACAUACAUAUUGACAGAGAUACAUACAUACAUACAGACAUACAUUCACAUACACACAGCUCAUUUUCCAGCACCCUCCUGUCUCUUACCUUGUCUCUGCAGGAGGGUGGCUGGGGCUGAUGGGAGUAGUCGGCAUGGCUCUCCCUCACUGCCGGGUGCGCGCUCCUCCCACUUCCUCCCAGUAGCACUUGUGCUGCGUUUUUUUUUUUUUUUAAAGAAGAUAUGGGGCCCAUCGGGUGUCCCUAAGUACGUGGGCCACCCGAUGGGCCCCGGUGCAAGUGCACCGGCGGCAAUUCCACCGGGCCCGUGACAACCGUUAUGGUUGUCACCCCCUGAUGACGGCCCUGCUGAGAGGGGCCAUGCUUGUCAUUGGUGAUAGUAAAACAACUCCAAACAUCUCUGACCCACCCCCUCUUCACUGGGCUACUGUGAAUUCAAAAUGCCUGGCACUGAGUGUAAUCAUACAGAGCAGACUCCGGUGUCAAGAUUCUCUCGACUGCUGGUUGCCCUGUUUCUGUCAUUAGUAGACUGAUCUGAAACUGAGAUGGGUUGGUAAAGGAAAGGGGGGCAAAAGAAACUCCCCUAAUUGAGAGACAUGCCCCAUAAUGCAAUCUGACCAAGUUCAUAAUACGUUCAUUAUAUACUUCCUUUCUUUAUUUUAGUUUGUGGAUUUGUUUAAAAGUGUUUGCUUGCUGGUUUAAAAAAACAAUUGUCAAGUGAUACAUUUGCCUUUAAAGUAAUCAAAUUGUUCUCAGCCCCUAACCACACACCAUCCACGUGAACUUUUUAAAAUGUUGGACAGUAUUAACAUGCGCGUUUCUUUACAUCUAAUGACAAUACAGUAUUCUAUUGUAAAUGUACACAGCUCUACCUCUCUCCAAGCCUUACAUCUCCUAUCUUUUACAGGAAUAUGGGAAUGGCAAGCAUGGGGUCUCCCAAAUGCAGCAAAGCUGGAUGUGGAACUCUGUGCUUCUCGUAUUUGUUGUUGUGUGCUGCUCAGUGAUACCCUCUGUGAUUGGAUGUAAUAAAGCUCUCUGUGCAAGUGAUGUCAGCAAAUGUCUGCUGCAGGUGAGAAAUUGAGAAAUACAAUUACUUGUUGUAUAUACAUACAUGUGUCUUUUACCAGAGCAACAAAGCAGACAAUAUAUUUCAUAUUGUGGUCCUUAAUUAAACUGUUUAAUAGGCCUGGUUUCACAUCUUUAGGUAUCUAGAUCAUCUUAAAGGACCACUCCACAAUUAAACUCUUGAAUAAAAUAAAAAUCACUGUUUAGUAGAUAUACCCCCAGUAAACACAUUUUUCAAGCAUGUAUUCAUUUUGGGUAUAUCUUAGAUGAGCUUGCAAAAGCUGCAGAUCUUAUGAACUGCAGCCAAUGCAAGCCUUCCCCAGUUUCCCCUGAAACACUGGGAAAUAGUUUAUGAGAGGCUUCUAACUGAGAAGCCUUUGAAGCUAUGACUCAUGCGCGCACACAUACCCUGCACAGUGUUCAGAAAGAACGCUGGUCUGAACUGAGGUCUGAGGGAAGGAAGACGCACUCAAGUAGAGAGUUAGAUUGACAGCCGGGGGCUUUAUUAAUUAAUAACAAAAGUGCGGAUUUCUCACAAAAAUCUGGACCUUUAUAAAGUGCCUUUUAAUAGGAUACUCUUCACCCAUAAAGCACUUCAGAAAGCUUGGUGUGGAGUGGUCCUUUAAAAAGUUACUUCAAGUACCAUGAUAACUUCAUAUGAAGUCUGUAUGGUGUAAUUCCAUCUUCACCAGUGUCAAUGGGUCAUCAUUAGUCACCCGGAACAGGAGUUGCAAAUCCCAUGCACAGAAUUUAAUUCAUUUAGUGAGAGUGGUCAGCUGAUGCUCUCAUUGAAUGAAUGGCCGGCGGGUUCUGCUUCUUCAGCUUUGCAGAAGUUGGAUACAUCACAUCACAUCACUGGUUCCUGGAGGACCCUCAGCGCCCAGUGGGACCCAGAUAGGAAGGCAAACUAUUGUUACAAAUGGAAAAGGUGACAGGAUACCCUUAGGAUCAUAACCACUGCAGCAGAUGCACCUCAGCUUGUCAUAGGGUUAACUGCAUGUCCCCUUUUUACCAAUUCAUAAAUGUAACUAUUUUAAGGGAAAUUCUGAAAGUCUGAAUGAACUUAGAAUGCCCACAUGUUGUCAAGCUGAUAGCUAGGACGGCUUCUUGGUUCACCCCAAUUCAACAAUCAUUCACGUGGAAGUGAGUCCUUGAUUGGUACAUUCCUGGCAAUUAUUGCACAUAAGCCAUUUUUUUCUGCACAGAAAGGGAGACGGUCAUUGCUAACAUAUUUACUCAUACAAAUAUUUUGGAUUGGGAUAUUUAGGCAUAAAUCUAGAAUAUAUAUACUUGUUGGCCUUGUAAAUUGCUAGUUGGUGUAUAGAUUGAAUCCUCUUCAACUAACACAAGCCUAAUGCUGUGAUUUUUCUGUUAUCAUGCACUGUUAAUCAACAACUGAUAAAGACAAAAUAUGGUCAUUUUCUCUUACAGAAAAUGUGUGAAUAACGUAAGGCCAGCUUCAGAGCUCAAAAACAUUCCCCAUCACGGUUACAGAACCAAGCCUACUCUUGUGUAUAUGGAAGCUAUUACUCUUUAGACAGGUUUUGCUCUGCAGCAGUUUUAUAAAGAGCACACUAGCUCAGAAUAAAUUGACCACCUUCAUUUCCCUAGUUUCAUAAAUCAUACAUUUCAAAAUAUUAAGUAAAAACCAGGGAUGUUUAUUUUAGCUUUAAAAUAGUGUAUAUUAAGUAUUCAUUGCACGUAAAUGUGUUUAGUGGCUAGUUUCCAAUAUUUUUUAUGGUCCCUUUAAGCUUAACAGCAAUAUACAGAAGCACUGAGUUUGUUGUAUAUUUUAUUUAUUUGUCUUGGGACCAAGGAAUACACUGUAUAACAGAUAACAUAAUAUAGAAGAUACGUUAAUUUAUUAAAACUGUGGUUAAACCAUCUACAUAGAGUAAGAGUUUGUCCUCAGGUAGCCCUAUUUAUACAAACUGAUUACUUUGUUCUAGUGCCAGUCUUGUUUUUUUUAGCUGCUUUUACCUUGUCCAAUCCUUAUUAAGUUUGACAUCUUUAAACAAACCUCACUGACUGUUUGAUGUAUUAGCUCUGCUGUAUUAUUCAUUCCUAAGAGGCAAGAAAGUCUGCAUUCAGUGAAGGCUGGUCAAUAAUGGCUUAGAGGCCAAUUAACUAAUCGUAAAUAUUUCGGAAUUUUGAGAGGGUUUUUUUGUUAUGCCCUAUUUUCUGGGUAGACAUGCUCAGUCUGCUGUAACAGGAUUUCUGACAUCACUAACUGAAUUUGUAUUGGGCCUUCAGAUUCUGCACUCCCUAACGGGGUGUUGUGUAUUGUCCUGCUCACUAAGGCUGUUAUUGGGUAAGAGCAUUGUAGAGUAGAGUUGGACAUCUUUAAUGUGGUUUUUGUUUCCCUAAAUAUGUGUAUCUAGAAGUGUCAUGAGAUAUAACACUAAAACGCAGAGGAUCGGAUAAGUAUUGGUAGAACAAGUUUAUGGUGCUGAACAAAUCAUCACCUCUUAGUGGGCUGUGGGUAAAUGGGCAGUGCCCAACAAACUCCACUGACUGCUGUAAAUCACUGCUCUGAGGUGUGCCUUUCCUCUGGCCUUAAUUUUAUACUAUUAGGUAAGCUUUCCAAAUAAUUUAAUAUUUCUCAAUAAAGAUUUCAAAUUACUUUUUCAACAUAUGAAAUUAUCAAAAUACAAAAAAAUAUGAAAAUGUUUUAAAUACUAACACAUUUGAAUAUUUAUCAUAAUACUAAGUCAUUUUAAAAGUUUAUCCAAAAUUAUCAAAUCAUUUGUAAAGCUUAUCCAGAAAUAUUAAAUUAAAGCUUUAUAUAUCCACCUCAGCAGACCCAUCGCUGAGGUCUGCUGACACGUUUGUGGUCAGAAGCACAGAGUAUCCCAAGGCAGACAGAGCACAGAAAUGCCCACAAAUACCUGUCUGACUGCCAUCAGCUCCUGGUGUACCAGUGCCUUUUUUUCUUCCUCUGCCGAUGGCGUGCAGCUGUGAUGACUGCCGUGGAACAGAGGGAGAUUGUUCCCGAGGCGACUGAACUGUUGCUAUCUCACACUUUAACAGAUUUUACUGUGAACCAUACCUCAACAAAAAACAGCUUACUAGUUAACUGAUAACUGUCCCAUGAGGCUUACAGGUCCAUGCAUUUCUAGUUUACCAAUAAUCUCUAAUAUUUAUAGUGUUAGGAGUAUACCUGUGAGACUGUAUAUGCAAUUUAGUUGCAACCUUAAUCAUGGCCCCCAGCUUUUGCCCCUCUGGCUUUGUGAGACGGUUAGUGCAUCACCCCAUGCAGUGUUCCCCCAGAGGACAGAGCAAGGAUGUAUGGGGUGGGCAGUGGUUGGUGUCCUUGGGCUUUGUAGCUUUUUUAUUUUUAGUUUUCUUUUGAUGUUUAACUUUAAUUUGUUUCCUUUACCUAAAGAUACAUAUUGUGAGAUUGAUCCACCUGGACCAAGUAGGAUUCAUCCCAAAUCGCAAGGGAGUGUCAGGAUUAUAUUGAUCCAGCACACAGAAUAGUAUAACACCCUAGAACUAAAGGUAAUGUCUUACCAGACUUUAGAAUGGCAGGACUUAACGUACCCAAGAAUAGUAAAAAAACUAGCCGAGGUCAGGGACACAGAACGAAACAUAGCGAUAAGGAAAAGCCAAAAGUCAAGGAUACCAGAAACCAGGGAAAUCAAAACAAAGCCAAAGUCACAAACCAGAAAAACAUGAUCAGGAACACACUCUCGGAUAACCAGCUAGUGGAAACCACGACAGGGCACUGACCAAAAGGUAAUUUGGGUUUAAAUAACCCUCUUAAGGCUGUAAUUGGAUGUCUCUGACCCCAAAACGUGCGUGCGCGUCUAAGACAUAACAUCGCAUGCACGUUGGCGCCAUCUUUGAUAUGGGUGAAGGUGAGUCUCCUAUUAAAACCGGAACCGCAGCAGCCGGCGUCUCUAGGAACGCCGUACUCUCUGGGGACCGGUGUUCUAUCAAAUUUCCCUACCCGUGAAAAUACCCUACCCUCGUCACUUCCGAUGAGGGGAAUCAGCUGGACCCUGUGCUGCACAUGCGUGCUAGCACUCCUGCUACUCCUCCACAGCAAGGUCCUGUAAGGUAAGUAAAAGUAGUUUUACACUUUCAUUAUAGUUAGUGCAUUCACUAAGUUUAGGACAUGAGACAUUUAGGGUUAAUGUUAGGGUUCAAAUUAGGGUUAGGAUUAGGGACUUGUUCAUAUUUAGUUACAUUUCACAUUAGGGGAAUAUCUAUAAAUAGUGAUUUCUCACACUUUAUUUUAACCCUUACCCCAAGGGUUAGGGUAAGAAUAGAGUGUGAGAGAGGUUAAAAUAACUUUCCUAACCCUAAUUUGAACCCUCACUUAACCCUAAAUGUCCCGUGUGGCUAAGCUUAGUGAAUGCACUAACUAUAAUGAAAGUGUAACACUAGUUUUACUUACCUUCCAGGACCUUGCUGUGGAGGAGUAGUAGGAGUGCUAGCACGCAUGUGCAGCACAGGAUCCAGCUAAUUCCCCUCACCGGAAGUGACAAGGGUAGGGGAUUUUCACGAGGUAGGGGAAUGAUAGAACAGAAGUAGGUUGGGCAGCGGUUUGCCGCGACCAAGGUAUGUAUACGGUAUCUCUGUCGGCGUAGCCGCUUAGUUUAUGUGCGGCCAUGCCGGCAGAAGAACGGGGAGCCAUGACAGGGAGCUAAUAACAUCUGGAGAUGCAUAGACCUAACUUGAUAUGGCCAUAGAAAAUAUAUUUCACUAAUGCUAAUCUCUCAUGAAGUGUUUGAUCGGCUCCUAUGGCAGUUCUUGUUUACGGUGCUCACUCCCUUUGGUUUUCACACUUACAUCUUAACAUUCCUUACAGCACUAUAUGACUCUCCCAUGGGUGCCUUACUCUUACCAAACAUUCCCUCACCAUCAUUUCCGGUAGCGAAUGGAUCAUGCCAGAGGUGUCCAUUAUCGCCUCUCCUUUUUGCACAAUGUUUUGAACCCCUUCUACAUGCAAUACAGUCCAGCCAUACAAUUGCUGGAGUUAAAAAUGGGAGGAUUUUAAAGUGGCAGCGUACACUGAUGACAUUCUACUUACUCAAACUGAUACAGAGUUGUCCAUAGCAGCAGCACUCGAUCUAAUGCAACAGUACUCCUUUGUCUCUGGGUACAAACUUAAGUAAAUCUGAACUUCUCCCAGAUGAAAUUAAUAGUUCCCAGCUCUCUCACCUAAAUGAGAAAUUUCUCUUCCGAAUAAAUACCUCGGACACCACAUACCUAGGGGUUCAGAUCCCAUCAAAUCUGAAUACCUUAUAUGGUUCAUUCCAUACACCUGUCCUAAGAAAGGCAUUAGCUGAUUUGAUAUGUUGGAGAAACUUGGAGAUUUCCUGGGUGUGUCGUGUCGCCUCCAUUAAACUGAAUCUUCUCCCUAGUUUUCUAUACUAUUUCAGACACUACCUUUCCCUAUUAACUAGACAGAUUUCAAAACUUUGUAGUCUGCCGUGGAUGGAUUCGUCUGGAGGUGCAGAAGACUUAGAGUUUGUAGAAAAACAAUAUAUAUCUUGAAACAAAUGGGCCUGGGUUUACCCAACUUCAUUCAAUAUUAUUAAGCAGCCCAACUGGCACAUACCCAACAAUGGCACUUGCCACCUGACUGGAAAAGAUGGGUUGAAGUAGAACAUUUAAUCUCUGGCCAUGAAUUUCCUUCUGUGUACAUGUGGUUUCCCAGACAACAUCGACUCUUGGUUUCCUCAACAUCACCUAUGAUCAUCAACUCCUUCGAUUUGCGGGAUUGGGUUAAAGACAAAUAUGAAUUUUUAACCUUCCUAUCACCCCUCACAACGAUAUUGUGGAACAAAUUGUUCCCACAUGGUUUUUUACCUGAACACAGAUUUAAGGAUAGAAACAUAACAAGACUGAUGCGUAUCCCAACUGAUGGGAUUUGUAAAUAGUUCUCAUUCCCCUUUUCCCCCAUAGUCAUCCCUACACCUCCCUGGCCAAUACUCAUAACCCCCCUCCUUCUUCAAAACAGGCACAGUGGAACCAUAGAGAACGUGAUAGCUAACUCUCAGGAUUAUAGUCAAAUCAGACCCACUACUCUUACUCCACAACUUUCACAUAGGUUUGGGGCGGGGGGAGAGGGGGACUCCCCUCUACCAGUUUUUGCUCUGAGCAAAAACUGCUCUAAUCUACAUUGUACACAGGCUUCCUUUUAUGUGGUGGUGAGAAAGUAAUCAUUACUUAACUAGAAUUGUCAAUUUUAGUAGAUGUUUUCCUCUUUUUAUUUUUGUUGAUCUCUUGUUUAUUUACUUGUAUGAAUGAAAAAUAAAGACACUUAUUGGUCUUUGUAUCCAUGUAUUAUACAAAUCAGACAUUUUUUCAACAAAACGAACAGUGACUCUAUUUCCAUUCAUAGUGUUCAAUAGGGCAUUUUACACCGAAAAGGGUCUGGCUCGGAAAGGAUGCAGACAACAAAUCUGCAAGUGUUGUAAACUGUUUUGUAGAUAUACCCACAAUAAAAAAAAUCAGCAAUGAGUUAGUGUAAGAUUUAAUUGGGGUAUUGCUACUAAAUUGUUUUUUUUUUUUAAAACAUUUGACUAUUGGAAUGUCCCUUUCAUUGAACCAUAAAAUACAUCCUGCAUUUUCCAGGUUGCCGGCAGAAAUUGCUGAGAAAGCUCCUCCAUAGAUUUUACAGGUUUUUGUUAAUUCCCAGGUGGGGAUUGUGCUCUCGCCAAUGUUAAGUGGUUACAUAACUUCAAUCUUGGAAGUUGUACAAACUUAAUUUAUCUAGUAGCAACCUUGCUUCUCUCAACUACAGCCGAUGCCAAGUCUAAUGGUCCAAUAGCAAUAUUGAUUUGGAAGAAUGGUGUAUGAUGUUGAGAUCUUCCAUUAGUUUCAUAAACACUUACCCACAAUAAUACAUUAGCCUGGAUUGAAUGUCUUUAUUCAGUAUUAGGGGUCUUCAUUUUGUAACAUACCUAGAACCACCUCCACAGAAUCUCCAUGUGACUAUCCAGUUAUUUAGAGGCAACAGUCUAACUCAGUAAGAGUGCAUGGAUUGCUUUCAAUCUUCAGUGUUGUUAGCAAAAAGAAAAAGGGCCAAGUAUGCAGGAACUAACCCAUGCUUACUUAAUGUAUUAAAUAGACGAUGCAUUCAAUUAUGCAAAAAGACAAAAUAAAUAUUAAUACCUUUAAAUUGCAUUUCGAGUAUCAAGAGCUGGAAGACUCCUUCCUGGCCAUCGAGAGGCUUGACCAAUCAGGAGUCUUUUAAAGCAGUUCUGACACCUUAUACUUACCUUGCUUCAAACUGUUCCUCUUCUCUUCCUCACUCUUAAACUAUUCUUUUUUUUUUCCUUCUGCCCUUAAAAUACAUAAAGCAAAAUAGUGUCUACUUUGACUUACUGCAUUGUAAACUUCACAAAAAGCAGAGCACAGCACUAACGUGGACUCCCAGCAGAUAAGGCUGAAGAGGAUCCAGCGAAUUCAGAUGGCCACGAGGGACACCUUCAGGUAAGUAAUACUUACCUUCCCCUGCACUCUGUGAAUAUCGGAACUUAUGUAAAGACCCUAAAUGUUGACAGAGCUGCUUCAAAUUGGUCUUUUGGAUCUGAUCAUAUCCCAUAAUCUUCUUUCUGGAGAUGUAAUCCAUAGUCCUACACAUCACAUAGGAUGAGUGGUAACACGCAAUAAGCGGGUACCAUCAAUACAUGACUGAUAUCAGUUUUGUCAACCAGGUAUGUGCAAGGAUUGACAGAGCAACAGAGCACAGUCUAAAAGUAACUGUUCAAUGGUGAUAUCCCUACGGAUCCUGGCUUUAUGUUUACUGAAAAACCCUCUUGUGCAUUGAUGGAUUUAAAGAUACACUAUAAUCACCAAAACAACUUUAGUUUAAUAGAGUGGUUUUGGUGUAUAGACUAUACCCCUGCAGUCUCACUGCUCUGCCAUUUAUGAGUUAAAUUACUUUGUUAAUGGUGCCUUAGCCAUAUCUCCCUACACAUUUCCUGUUGUGAACUAAUUUAGGGUUUCUUAUAUCCUGCUCUGUUAAUAGCCUGCAGGAGCCUCUUGUGUGGAAUUAAAAUUCAAUCAACAGAACAACAGAGACAAAAACUGUACACUGAUUGUGCGGUCUCAUCUGACUAAAAUGAAACCAAUUGGGUUUUUUUUCAUGCAGGCUGUAUCAGUCACAGCCAGGGGAGGUGGAACAGGGGCUGCAAAAAAACAGAAAGAAAACACCUAAAUGGCAGAGAUUAGAACAGUGAGGCUGCAGUGAAGUGAUCUAUACACUAAAACUGCUUUGUAAAGCCAAAGUUGCUUUGGUUCUUUGAGUAUCCCUUUAAGUCUACUUCCAGUGUGUGCGCCCAGUAGAGUCACCAUGUCAUUGUGUGGUAACGCCAAUCAAACAAGUUAACUAUAUACCCAUUGUUAUUCCUGGCUGCCAACAUUUGAUGAGCAGAUAUACAGAAGGUGGUUCCAUGUUUUAACCAAAGGACUGUAGAUUUCAUCAUUUACUUUUCAGUAUUGUAUUAGUUUGCUGCUAUAGAUCUCCUUGUUUAUUUUACACCUUAGUGUUGGAAAAUGAUACAUCAGUAAGCCAGUAUGUUUUAAUUUCAGCUACUAUGGCCUUAAAUUUGAAAUUCUCUUUGAAUUCACCUUGAAAUCUCACUUCAGUAAAUAACCCAGUAUAUUUUAGAAGACCUUUUGCACAAGAGAUGCGUUGUGUGUAUCUUUCAAUACAUUAGUCAUUGAUCAAUCAACAAGUUGGUCCCAGUGACCUCACUCCCCAAAUAUCAAAGGAAGAAUUCAAUGCAAACCAAAUCUGUCCAUUAGAUUUCAAUGGGUCCAAAGUGACCAAUCAGUCGGUUAAAGGUGAACUUUAAUUCCCUGUGCACCAGUGCUGGAUUGGCAGGGAAGAUGUGGCUGUCACUCAUUUAAAAAAAAAAAAAAAAAAAAGGGUUUCCUUCUAUUCUACGUAUAAGGUGAACAUGGAAACACAAACAUAGGCUAGAUAGAACUCUGUAUUACAUGUAUGCACACAUAGACACAUUGAUUUAAUAUAGUUUGCCUAAGAAUCUUUCCAAAUGAUUUAUCUGCAGAACUCACCAUUACAUUCUAUUAGGGAAUGUUGUACAUAAAUCAUUUGAAAAGUUUUUCGAACAGAUUGUGACUGAAAUGGAAUCCUUCUUUACCUUGGUACUUGGGGAGGACUGCAGGUCAGCCUCCUUUCCACUGACUAAUGGUCCUGGCAUGGAAUGCGGUUCUGUUUUGGGGAAACAGAUACACGGGGGCUAUUCAGACUGCUUUCCACCCUGGUUUAGGUUUGCAUUAUUAUUAUUAUUGGUAUUUAUAUAGCGCCAGCAUAUUCCGCAGCGCUUUACAAUAAGAGGGGAAUUUACCAAAUGAGACAAUAACAAAAUAUAACAGAAACAAUAGAUAGUUGAGGACCCCGCUCAAACGAGCUUACAGUCUAGAGCAGCGUCUCCCAACACUAAUUGGGGUUCCGCCGAAAAAUUUGGAAAAAAAUGGCCACGGGUGGUGAGGGAAGAGUGAGCUCUGAUCUCCCUGCUCAGCUCCCUCGCGCGCACAGCAGUGAUGCCGGAGCCGGAAUAUGAUGUCGCUCCGGCAUCACCAGGAGGCGCGCGAGGGAGCUGGACAGAGAGAUCAGAGUUCCCUCGCCGCCCGCCUCCACCGCUCACCUGUCUGUCCCUCGCCGCCCGCCAAGCUGCAGCCAUCCCCACUGGACCACAGGGACUUCAUGCCAGUAGCCCCACUGGACCCCAGGGACUUCAUGCCAGUAGCCCCACUGGACCCCAGGGACUCCAUGCCAGCACUCCUAAAGGUAGGGGCGCUGGAUGGAGUAAAAUGUAAAAAAAUAAAUAAAAUGUAUGUGUGUCUGUUAGGGAGUUUGUAUGUGUUUGUGUGUCUGUCAAAGAGUGUAUGUGUGUUUGUCAGUGAGAGUGAAUGUGUGCUUGUCAGUGAGUGUAUGUGUUUGGCAGUGAGAAUGUAUCUGUUCUUGUCAAUGAGAGUGUAUAUGUGUUUGUAUGUGUGUCUGUAAAAAAGUGUGUGUUUGUCAGUGAGAGUAUAUGUGUGCAUGUCAAAGAGUGUCUGUGUGUGUGUGUAUCUGUGUCAAGGUUUAUGUAUGUGUCACUGUGUGCAUCUAAGUGUGUGUGUGUAUGUGCCAGUAUGUAUCAGUGUGCUUGUAUGUGCCUGUGUGUGUGUCAGUGUGUAUCUGUGGGUUCAAGUGUGUGUAUGUCACUGUGUGUGUGUGUGUAUUUGUGAGUCAAGGUGUGUGUAUCUGUGUGCCAGUGUGUGUGUGUGUGUAUAUCUGUGUGUCAGAUACAUAUACACACUGACACAGAGACACACACACUGGCGCAUGCAAACACAGAUAUACAAACCUUGACACACACCGGCACAUGCAAACACAGAUACACACACCUUGACACACAGGUACAGACAUACACAGAUACACACAGUGUGUUAAGGUGUGUGUAUCUGUGUGCCACUAUCUGCCAGUGUGUGUAUCUGUGUGUCAGAUUCAUACACAUUGGCACAUACAAACACAGAUACACACAUCUUGAUACACAGACACAUAAAAAGAUACACAGACUUUGAAACAGACGCACACACCUUGACACACAGAUACAUACAUACAUACACACACAGAUACACACUGUGUGUCAAGGUGUGUGUAUCUGUGUCAGUGUGUGUAUCUGUGUGCCACUAUCUGCCAAUGUGUAUCUGUGUGUCAGAUUCAUACACACUGGCACAUACAAAUACACAGACACAUACAAACACAGAUACACAGACUUUGAAACAGAGGCACACACCUUGACACACAGAUAGAUACAUACAUACAUACAUACAUACACACACACACAUACAGAUACACACUGUGUGUCAAGGUGUGUGUAUCUGUGUCAGUGUGUGUAUCUGUGUGCCACUAUCUGCCAGUGUGUAUCUGUGUGUCAGAUUCAUACACACUGGCACAUACAAACACAAAUACACACACCUUGACACACAGAUACACACACCUUGACACACAGAUAGAUACAUACAUACAUACAUACACACACACACACACACACACACUGUGUAUCAAGGUGUGUGUGUCUGUCAGUGUGUGUAUCUGUGUGCCACUAUCUGCCAGUGUGUGUAUCUGUGUGUCAGAUUCAUACACACUGGCACAUACAAACACAAAUACACACACCUUGACACACAAAUACACACACAGUGUGUGUGUGUGUGUGUGUGUGUGUAUCUGUGUGUCAGAUAUACAACUGGCACAUACAAGCACAGAUAUACACACCUUGACACACACAUUUAAAAAAAAAACAAAAAAAAACGCGCAAAUGAAAUUUUUUUUUGGGGGGUGGGGGGCGUUCCACGAUGUUCGUACACUAUGUCAUAGGGUUCCACAGGAAAAAAUAAUUGGGAAACCCUGGUCUAGAGGAUUGAUUUGUAUUACCACAAUAUGCAUAUUAGGAAAGUGCAAAAAAACUGUGUUUUCCAUAAUUUGAAAAGUUGUGAUUGAAUUAUAUAUUUGGUGUAGGAUUAUGUUGAUUAUUUUUCAAGUUAUGUAUGUUUGUUUAUAUUGUUAUGGUUUUCACCUCAUGCUUAAGGACAAGUCAGCAUAGGCUAGUCCUUGUUCAAAAUAAGGUAUAGUGUGCUAGUUCCAUCUGGAACUGCAUGUCCUGCUUUGUUUUUCGGGUAUCCCAGUAACACAGUCUUCGGACCUGUUGACUGGCUGCUUGGUCCGUGGGACAAGUUAAAAAAGAGCUAGGCCUAAGUAACGUUUUACAGGCAGUAGCUGGUCAUAGUGCAGGCAGAUAUGUGGAUACAUGCUGAAGAGACAAAGGCAGAGGUACCUGCCUGGAUUGAGAGGGCUGCAGCCUGGUCAAGGGUAGAAGAAGUUCUCAGCAACCGAAGUCAAGCUUCAGUGACUGUGGGUAAAGCAAUCCAGGAUCCCUGAAACCAGCUAGGAAGCAGACUUGGAAGAGGUACUCGGUCGGAGUACAGAAGCUCCUUCACAUUUGGUGGCAGCUGUGGGAUCUGCUUCCUCCCUUAUGGAGCAGUUCCAAACAACCUCCAGGACUAGCAGCUGGAGCCAAACUAAUUGGUGGCGGUCGAGCCAGCACCCGUGUGGCGACCUCAUCUGCUGAGAAGUUUCAAAGGCAAGUACAGGAGAGACUCUUCUUCUUUGGCCCACACCCUUCAGCUGAAGAUGUUUGGGCGAAAUCAGCUUCAGUAGAUGCGCAACUCAGGAGGAAAAACAGACAGAGGUACCAAUGGCUAGCUGUUCUGCGAGCCUGUGAAGUCAGUAACCGGUAACAAGCCCUGUGGGAUGUGCCUGCCUUAGAGAAAGAAUUCCUGCAAUGGUAGGAUGAUAUAUGACAGUCACUUUGGGGUAAGGGUGCUAACACCCAGGCAAUGCAUACGGGACCAUAGGGGACGAUACCUUGCCUGGAAGGAGAGAGCUGCAGCCUGAUUGAGGGUGGAAGAAGUACUCAGCGACCCUGUUCAAGCUUCGACGACUAGGGCUGAAGUGUUCCAGGUUCCCUUAAAGCAGCUAGUAGCAGACUUGGCGGAGGUACUCGGUCAGAGUACGGGUCCUCUGUUUAUCCAAAUAAAUUAAAUCAAGGCCAUAGACUUGAUUGCACAUUUUACUUCUUACGCUUCUAUAAACAAUGACAAAUAUUUGAAAACAUCUGGCAUUGGCAAUGGCUGCUGUUGAACCAAAUGUAAAAGUAAGAGGUGAAAAGCCUGAUCCAACCUGGUAUAUAUGGGGUUAUUUUUACACAAAUGACCAAAUAUUUUUUUUGCUGAGAGUUUGAGCUGGAAAAUUGUCACGGUUCUCACCGUGACAUUCAGACGGACAGACGUGGUCGCCCCAGAAGUGUCCAACAGGGGAUAUGAACCUGAAUUCUUCUGUGUCCUGGGCCUGCUGUUUUGCCUCUCAGUUACAAUUCAGAUUAUGUAUCAGCCUGAAGUCCGAUCUUGCCUUAUCUCCAGCACUAGGGGGCUGGACUUUUCCUGUGACUGCUCCUGUCUAUCUGAGUCCACCUGAAGCAGGUGCCAAAUCUGCCAGGUAUAAAACAUUGCCUCUCUCUGAGGGCAGUGUCAGUUCAUUGACUCGGGUUCUACUGUUUGGUUCCUGUUAUUAUGUUCUUAAUCCAGUGUUCUCCAGACGGCUCCUGACCUUGGUUUAUCUUCAUUUAUCCUGACCUUUGGCAUCCUCUGACUUUGGCUUCUCCUCGACAAUCCUCCUGCUUUUGUCCUUGCCUGUACUGCAACUUGGAGCUAGAUCAUGCACAGCCCCCAUGCACAGACUCACAGGCUAGGUGGCUUCUUAUCUGGUCACCUUAGUCUGUGUUUAUUUGCAAGGGUCCGGUGGAGUCCUGACAUUAUGAACUGACCGCAGAGAUAUACAAGCUGCUCACCUCCCUUGUUCAGCAAGUGACCAACCUGUUCCAGACUGUUCAGGAGGUGCAAAAGGAUGUAUUGGCAUUUAAAGGAACAGUACACCCAACCCUGGAACCUGCCUAUACAGAACCCUUUGCAGUAAUGCCUGACAGGUUCAACGGUUCCCGUUCCUCAUUCACAACGUUCAGGAUGGAUUGUGAGCUCAUGUUUGCCCUUAAGCCCAGGACCUAUUACAGCGACUUUGUCAAGGUCCGUUCUGCUGUUAAUCUGCUUCCGGACUGAUGAAGAUAUGGGCAUACCAGAACUUGCAGGAGAAAAGUGCUAUCUUGAACAACUGGGAGUCAUUUAUAACCGCUAUGGACUCUCAGUGCCUUACCUCCAAGAAAGCUACUCCGAAGCCUGUUUCAGGUUCCCAUAGAUCUCAGGUACCCAGAAAAAAAAUGACUGCAGCCUGUUUUAGUAUGAGCCCACCUUCAGUGACUGGCCUUGUCACCCUGAAUGUACCCAAGUAAGCUGUGAAACUCCAGUGGACAGGGAGGAACCCAUGGAGAUCAGAUUCAUCCGCACCAGAUUGCCUCCUGAGGAAAGAAACCGUAGAAGAGUCCAUUGCCUGUGUUUUUAUUGUGAAGAAAGAGGGCACAUCAUCUCUCUCUGCCCAACUCGUCCACCUAGGCCUAAAACUCUUCUAUUGGGUACCUUACGGACUCGUCCUGUCAUCCCAGCAACACAGCAUGGAAACUGCCAAGGUUGCUGCCAGCCCUGCCAAUGCUGCCAGCACUAAGCUGUCAGUGUAACAUCAUUUCAAUUAUUAGCCCUUAUGUGGCCACUAUUAGAGUAAAUUCCUGAAUGUAUUCUUGUGUUUCUGAUCUAUCCCAAUUAUUAUUCUCUUGUUUCUUGUUAUCUUUGGCUUGUACUACACUUGCACAGACGUCUGUAACCCCAUACUAGGCUAUCAUUCUGUUAAUGCUGAACUUUGGAAUUCAGACUUUGGCUAGUUAUAUGUGUAAGCUGACUUUUAUAAUUCAGACAUAGACCUCUUUUAAUCAUUUUAUCAUGCUUUUAGGCACCCUGUGUUUUACAUCUUCUGAGGUUUUGCUACGCCUGACUUUCUAAGGACCAAUACUAUAUCUUACUAUCCCUCACGACCUUUUUAUCAUUCUUAGCAGCAUCUGGCCUCUACUCCACAAGCAAAGGUUUAGCAUAAAUGCAAAAUGGCAAAUGGCUAGUACAUGUAAACUUAUUGACAUUGUGGAUUCCUCAGUACACUUCCUGUCUCAAUUGUUCCAAUCUAUUCAGGACCAGUAAAAACUACAAAUAUGGCCAACAUGGAUACGAGUAACUGCCCCCGAAACAGAGUGCAAAUAAUUAAUUGUCUGUUCUUCAGACUCAGGGAGCAACUAAGCACAGAGCCGUUCACUUAUUUAUCCAAUGGCAAUCUUGCAGGAGGCAUUAAAAAUAUUGCCAACAUUAGUUAUAAAAUAUGCAGGUACCUAAUCAAACUUGGAUCUGUAAUUUACAUGUGAAUUCUAGAGUCCCUUAGGGAACCAUAAAUGUCCACAACCAUAACUAAUAAAAAAUAUAGUUCUCGGUCUUAAGCAGGGCCAGAUUAAGAGCCCAGUAGGCCUGGUGCUGACAAUUAUGACGGGCCUAAUUACAGAAUCAUAUCGACCAAAAACAGUAAGACACUCCCAAGCGUCAUGUAUCUGAUGGAGAUGGUGCUGGAGAGAAAGAAAACAGCAGCUAUAAGGAAACACAUACCUUAGGCUAAUCUCUCUCUAAUUUAUGUUUUUAUCUUUCAAGUAAAUCCAUAACCCCUAACAGCAGUGUCCAGUCAAGCAGGAAGUCAAUGGGCAUGGAAAAAGGGUGUGCUACUGACACAAAUCACGUAACCUGCCAAAAGGGCGAACAUGCCCAAAAAGAGGACAUGUCUGCUCAAAGAAUUAGAAGGCCAGCCUGGCAUGAAUGCAUGUCAGGCUGCCUGCCAAUCAUGCAGCUGGCCAACGAAGGGCAUACUAUGCAGACAGCACCCUGAGCUUGGCAUAAAUGCAUCUAAUGAUGCACUCACUCAAUGCUUACUAAGGACUGUCCCCUAGCACUCGCUGGCCACUUGUCUCCUUACCUUCUUACUAGCAGGCAGAAGCUCCUGGUAUAUGGUCUGGGACAGAGACAAGCUGUAUGUAGUGAGUGUAGAAGAAAGGGAACAUGCCACAGUGUUAGAGAGACCAAAUUCAGCAUUACCUUAAAGGAUAACUAUAGGGUCAGGAACACAAACACCACCAUCUAGCCCCCCUGGGCCCCUCAUGCCUCCAUAAAUAUAGCAAAAACCUACUAUAUUCAAGCCUGAAGCUGUAACUCUGCAUGCUGUUAGACUCAUAAAAACAAGCAGUCUGCUGACAUCAUUAGAAGUGGUGGCCUGAUCCAAUCACAGUGCUUCCCCUUAGGAUUGGCUGAGAAUGACAAAGAGGCAGAUCAGGGUCAGAGCCAGCAUGAUUCAAACACAGCCCUGGCCAAUCAGCAUCUCCUUAUAUAGAUGAAUUUAAUUAAAGAAUCUCUAUAAGGAAAGUUCAGUGUCUGCAUGCAGAGGGAGGAGACACUGAAUGUUUGGAUGCAUUUUAGGCAGCCGUGACCCAGGAAGGAUCUCUAACAGUCAUCUAAGGAGUGGCCAGUUAAGCUAUCACUAGGAUGUAAUGUAAACACAGCCUUUUCUCUGAAAAGACCGUGCUUACAGCAAAAAGCCUGAUGGUAAUGAUUCUACUCACCAGAACAAAUUCAAUAAGCUGUAGUUGUUCUGGUGACUAUAGUGUCCCUUUAACUAUAUUCAUUGUCAGCCAGUCCACACACGUUUUGUUCCAAUACAUCCCUCUUAAGUUUCCAUACUUAAGUAAGAGUAUGUGAAAAGUAGUUAGGGUUGCCACCUUUCUUGGAAAAACAUACCGGCCUUACUAAUUUGCAUAAUUAAAUAUGUGUGGGUGACAUCACAUGAUGUAAAUCACAAGGAGUGACAUAAGAGAAAAUGCCAUAAAAUCACCAAAAAACUACUUAGUUUAAAUCUGCAGUAUAGAUGGAUUCCUCCCAGUGCCCCCAUGUCUCCUAGUGCCCUCAUGACUCAGUGCCCCAUGUGUCGAUUACUCCAGGUCUCAGUGUUCCUAUGUAUCAGUGUCUCAGUGCCCCAUGUCUCCCAGUGCCCCUAGUGUCAUGUCCCCAGGUCUCCCAGUGAUCCUAUGUAUCAGUGUCUCAAUGCCCCAUGUCUCUCUGUGUCCCCAUGUAUCCCAGGGUCACCAUGUCACUAGGACACUAGGAAGACAGGGAGACCUGGGGACACGGGGAGACCUAGGGACAUGGAGACACCAGUGACACUGGGAGACUAGGGGACUAUGGCUGGGGCACAUGGGGAUAAUGGGAAAAUAGGGGACACUUGAAGACAUGGGGACACAGACACCCUGAACAAAGAUACUAGAGACACUGGCUGGGGGAUAUGGGGACAUUGAGACAUGGGGGCACUGGGAGACAUGGGGACACUGAGACACCAGGGCCACAGACACUAGGGACACUAGCUUGGGGAUAUUUUAACACUUGAGGCACUGAGAGACAUGGAGGCACUAGGAGACAUGGGGACAGUGAGACACUGGGAGACUAGGGGUCACUGGGAGACUAGGGGGCACUGAGACACCAGGGACACUGGCUGGGAGACAUGGGGACACUGUGUCCCCAUGUGUCUGUGCCAUAAUGUUUCCCAGUGUCCCUUAGUGUCUCAGUGUAUGUCUCCUUGCAGCCUUUCCCCCCCAUCCCAUACUUCCCUGAGCUCUAGGCUGUCUCUGCAGGGUGGGAGUUGCUGUCUGGACUCUCUGUAGCUGCACCCCUGCAGAUCAGUGAGUAUAGAUAGGCAGGGAGGGAUAUGCUGGAACUUCCUAUCCCUGCCUGUCUCCACAUACAGCGACCCCUACUGGCCAGUGCUGGUAUUGCAUAGUAAUCUCCAUUUAUACUGAGAAAAAUACCAACAUUUAUAUUGCCAGUAUCACUGCAAUAUUGGCACCAGCCAGGCAGCCUCAAAUACUGGCUGUGCCAAUAAAAUAAAAGCAGGUGGAAUCCCUAAGAGUAGUGUGUGGAAAAAAAAAUGUAAAAAAAAAAAUAUUUUUUUUUUUUUAAAUCAAUGGGCCUAUUCCAUGGGCCUGGGCCUGGAGCUGCAGCUCCAUCAGCCCCUAUGUUAAUCCGGCCCUGGUCUUAAGUAACAUGUAGUUGUAAAAUAUAGAGCCCUGUUUAUAAUCUCACAGGUUUCUGUUUGUUCUGUUGGCACCAGAUUCAUUGUUGUGCAUGGAGGAGGGGGCUUUAAAACUCUUGUACCUCGAACAACUUGGGAUCUACACUGAAAACAAUUAUAAACGCAACACUUUUUUUGCCCCCAUUUUUCAUGAGCUGAACUCAAAGAUCUAAGACUUUUUCUACGUACACGAAAGGUCUAUUUCUCUCAAAUAUUGUUCACAAAUCUGUCUAAAUCUGUGUUAGUGAGCACUUCUCCUUUGCGGAGAUAAUCCAUCCACCUCACAGGUGUGGCAUAUCAAGAUUCUAAUUAGACAGCAUGAUUAUUGCAAAGGUGUGCCUUAGGCUGGCCACAAUAAAAGGCCCCUCUAACAUGUGCAGUUUUAUCCCACAGCACAAUGCCACAGAUGUUGCAAAUUUUGCGGGAGCGUGCAAUAGGUAUGCUGACUGCAGGAAUGUCCACCAGAGCUGUUGCCCGUGAAAUGAAUGUUAAUUUCUCUACCAUAAAGCAUUUCAGAGAAUUUGGCAGUACAUUCAACCGGCCUCACAACCGCAGACCACGUGUAACCACACCAGCCCAGGACCUCAACAUCCAGAAUCUUCACCUCAAAGAUCGUCUGAGACCAGUCGUUUGAGACCAACUGAAAACAUCCCAGUUCUUGCAUGGCCAGCAUACUUACCGGACAUGUCACCCAUUGAGCAUGUUUGGGAUGUUCUGGAUCGACAGUGUGUUCCAGGUCCUGCUAAUAUCCAGCAACUUUGCACAGCCAUUAAAGAGGAAUGGACCAACAUUCCACAGGCCACAAUCAACAACCUCAUCAACUCUAUGCGAAGGAGAUGUGUUGCACUGCGUGAGGCAAAUGGUGGUCACACCAGAUACUGACUGGUUUUUGGACCCCCCCCCCCUCCAGACCCUCCCAAUACAGUAAAACUGCACAUUUUAGAGCGGCCUUUUACCGUGGUCACCAUAAGGCACACCUGUGCAAUAAUCAUGCUGUAUAAUCAGCAUCUUGAUAUGUCACACCUGUGAGGUGGAUGGAUUAUCUCGGCAAAGGAGAAGUGCUCACUAACACAGAUUUAGACAGAUUUGUGAACAAUAUUUGAGGGAAACAGGCCUUUUAUGCACAUAGAAAAAGUCUUAGAUCUUUGAGUUCAGCUCAUGAAAAAUGGGGGCAAAAACAAAAUUGUUGCGUUUAUAAUUUUGUUCAGUGUAAAUACAUCCCUGGCUUUUACAUAAGACAAACAUCUCCAUCAUCUAAAUAAGCCACAAUCCUUCUGAGAAAAUGGAAACAAAUACCAAACCCACUUUCUUUUCUUUCAGUAUUACAUAACAGUCUAAGAGUAAUGCCAUUUGUUAAGUGUAGAAUAACAAAGGCUUACUUUAAGGAUAGGAGACAUCUUCUGGAAAUUGGGAAGAAACAUUAAUCCAGAAACAAAUACAUACAAAAACUACCAAUAAUAGCAAUAAAGAGCCCCAAUUAAAAAUAAAAAAAAUACACUAACCCAUGAAUAUGAGUAAAUGAAAUAACUUUAGAAAUGUAACUGUAGAAACAGACUUGUUUUAAAAAAUCCUGGAAUCUGAGGUGGUUCAAAGUAAUCCUUAAGUAAUAAUAUUAUAUUAAUUUAACCAAACUAUAGUAAAUUUGGAUGUAAUUAUCAUUUGAUGAUUGACAGUGUUUUAAUGUGUAGAUAGCCAUCUUUGUUGAUUUCAUUAGUUACCUUCCUGAUAAAAGCAAAUACAAAAACAAGGCUGCAGAGAGGAUGUGAUGACAGCAGGCAAUCAUAAUCUGCUAUUUGCAUAUUUUUGUUAAACCCUGCUUACCACUGCGUCAGAAAAAUGAAAAGUUUAUAUGAACUUUAAUAAUGAUGCUGUUUUCCCAUAAUUCCUAAGGAAAACAAAUUUUAUCAAGGAAGCUUUUAUUCAGCGUUAUAAAAACAGAACUGCUAAACAGAUUUCAAAAUUAUCAAUGGAUAGUGUUGACAUUUUUUACAGUGCUGUACGAUAGUGCAUAAAAAAUGUAUGAUGAUAGACCAAUCUGGAAUAGAUGUGCUGAUCAUUUAUGCAAAAAUGUGUAACAAAUCCUUCUAACAAGAAAAGUGCUUGAAAUGUAUGGAAACCCCAUUCCUUUACUAUAUUUCUAAUGGGAACAGUGUCCCAGGAAUCACACUGCUGAAAUGCCUAACUUGUACAGUGUUUAGGUUUAAAGGGACACUCCACUGCCCAAAUAUAUAGAAAUGUAAAAAUCACUAUUUAGUAGAAAUAUCCCCAAUGAAAACAUUUAAUUAUGCAUUUCUUUAAUUGCGGGUAUGUCUAAAACGGCUUGUAACACCUGCAGUUCUCAUGUCUGCAGCCUUUGCAAAACUUACCUUGUAAUCCAGCCCAGACAUUCUGUGACGGUCCAUUAACAGACUUCACAAUGCAGCUCAAUGAGAAGUGUGACGGAGCUCCCGUACUCCUAACGAGUACAUCUGCCAAGCUCACUUUCUCGCUGCCACAUGCGACUCUGAAGCACUUCAGGUCCAGUCGUCGAAGCUUGACUGGGGUUUCUCAGGAACUCUUCCACCCGACCAGGCUACAGUUCUCAUCUUCCAGGCAAGUCUCGUCCCCUCUGCCUCUUUCCCAGGCAGGUAUCCACACCUCUGCCUGUAAUGUGAUUAGCUCCUGCCUUUACAAAGGCACGUAUGGUUCUAAGGCCUAGUUUUCUUUUUGACCCGUCUUGAGCGGCCAGCCAACAAGUCUAAAGACUCUGUUACUGGGAUCUCUGAACAAACCCACACUUGACACACAGUUCUAAAAGAAACUAACAUACAAGUAAUGUUUGACAAGGACUAGCCUUUUGGGACUUGGCCUUAAACAUGUGGUGACAAACAUUUAAAAUACAAAUAUAUAGAACAUUGGAGAACGAGCAAUUAUAAUUAAUACAUGUACUAUAUAAUGCAAGUAAUAUUUUCAAACACACUAAAAAGCAACAAUAUAUACAUUUAACUAUGUACUUGGUUACCCUCAUUAGCAUACCAACAUUAUGUAAUUUCUAUUCAGUAGGUAGAGUGUGCUGCAGAGUUCUCAAUUAGCAAUGCAUAGUUCAGGCUUCCCCAGACUCCGGCCCUGCAGAUGUCGAUGAAUUACAACUCCUAUGAUUCUCAGCCUAUUUCAUUCAUAGAAUCAUGGGAGUUGCAGUUCAGCAACAUCUGGAGGGCCGGAGUUUGAGGAAGCCUGGCAUUGUUUGUUUUUCAUUUGCUAUCAUCACAAGCCCCUAUCAGAGGCUCUUGGGACCAGGACCGUAGUCUAUGGGCAAGAAGUUGAUCUUCAAACCUCUCCAAAAGGUUAUGGCAUGGGAACUUCUGUCACAAGAAGUCUUUAUAAACCAGGUGCUCUGUGCCUACCUGUUUAAUUUAGCUCCAAUGAGCUAAACAACCAGGAAGUAACAAGACUGGUUGUCUGAUUGACAUCCAGGGGCUGUAACAAAGUUAAUUUAUAAAAGUUCCAAUUUCUUUUGAAAUCAGAACAUUUUGAAAAAUGAAAAAAAUUACACUUUUUUUUUUUUAAAACACACACUCUUCACACAUAAAACACCUAAUAAAGCUGAAGUACUUUAGGGGAAUGGAGUAUUUCUUUAAGGUUAGAAGGAGUUUUAAGGUAAGGGUAGUAUUAAUUGGGUUUUUUAUUGUAAGGAGGGAUAGUGGUAAUGAUGUGUUUAGGAUUAGAGUGGGAUAUAAGGUUAGAAGUGGACUUAAGGUUGAGGUGUUCUAAUGCUUAUACAGGUAUUUAGUAUUAGAGUUACAAAGUGACACAGAGCUAGAGUAAAUAAGUAAGGCCUAAGACCAGGGAAUAUCAUUAAUUUCCAAUAUGUGGAUCAUCAUUAUUCCCUUGGGAACCAAUUUAGGGAGUUAUUUGCAAAACUGCUAAAUCUCUUUUCUUAAUUUUGAUCUUUCAGAUGUUUAAUAGAUAACUCCCUAAUUUGCUUUCAGUACAUGGGAUUUCCAUAUAUUAGAUACCAAAUAAGGGAGCUCUCUGCUAAACAGCACCUCUGUAUUCCUAACUCUCUACAUUGCCUCAAUGCUUUACUAUACAGAUCUCACUGAUGCGGGAUGUCCACGUGUUCCCUGAUAGACAGCCACUGGAGGCAGUGUUAGUCUUGCAAAUUAAUUAUUGCAGCGUCUCAAAAACUGCAAUGAUUUACACUGCAGGACUAAGUGGAACAGGGACAUUGCACCCAGACUUUUUCAAUGAGAUGAAGUGGUCUGGGUGUCUAUAGUGUCCCUUUAAUUUGGUAUCCUUAAAUAUGGCAGUCCCUUGUAAGGGUACAAAUUUUAUUUAGGGAGGUUUAUACUAAACUGCUGAAAGAGCAAAAUUAAUAAAAUCCCUUUUCUUAAUUUUUUCUUUUAGUUGUUUAGUAGAUAGCUCCAUAAUUAUGGCAAAUUGGCAAUCCUACAUAAGGAUAGCAAAUUAUAGAGCUAUCUAAUAAACAGCUGAGUGGUCAAAUUAUAAAAUAACUUUUUCUUAUUUUUUUUCUUUGAGUUAGUAGGUAACUCUCUAAUGGUAUGUUUAAACAUGUCAAUAGAACAUAAGGAUAAAAAAUUAGGAAGUUAUCUACUAAACAGCUGAAGGAUCAAAUUUAUGAAAAGCCCUUUUAAUCAUUUUGGCCUGCUUUGGGCCUGACCAGCGAGGUUUAGCUGAUAUCCACUAGGGACAAACAUUGUUUUGUACAAUGUCUAUGUGCUACUUAUGAAUCCUUCUCUCCACCCACAUAAAAAAAAUAUAUAUAUAGUGAAAGGGUUAAUGACCUUCCUGUGUGUCAGAAUAUGUGAUGCAUUGCUCAUUGUUCUAUUUGUUUCUUUGUAAAUUUCAGUUCUGUUCAGGUCUACAAAGUAGCUGUUUAAUCUCCCGGAUGAUGUUCUACUCUUUUCUUUUUUGUACGUUAUUUAUUCAAACAGGAGCUGUGUCAGUGUCAGAUGAAGGAAGGGAGAUGUCCUUGCUGUCAGGAGUGCUCGCUGUGUCUGGGCAGUGUGUGGGAUCAGUGCUGUGACUGUGUGGGUAAGUAGGGUUGGUUGGAUGAAAUGGAAUCCUCGCAGGAACCAACAUACAGGCUGGUCUGCAGAAAACGGAGUCACAGAUUCAUGAGGAAGAGGCUCCCAAAUGCAUUGCACAUCAAGGCUCCACCAGGACAUCUCAUAUCAAUAUGAGGCCAAGCUGUCAAAGCUCUGAAGGCAAAAACAGCCUACUGAUUGCAGCACAAUGAUCAAUUUUCACUAGGUUUGGACACAGCCAGCCCAUGGAACAAGUAUAUUGCCUGAGGGUACAGAAUAUGUGGACAGUGACAAUGAUUUAUGAUAUACACGAUGGGAUCAUCCAAUUCUUCUACUGCCUAAAUUAACAUUAAAGGAACACUAUAGGGUCAGAACACAAACAUGUAUUCCUGACCUAUAGUGUUAAAAACACUAUCUAGCCCCCCCUGCCCCACCACCACUAAAUACAGUAAAAUCUUAAAUUUAUUCCAGUCUGCUCCUGCUGGCUCUGCCCCGAUCUGCCUGCUUCACUGACAUUAUCAGAAGUGAUUCUCUCAGCCAAUCAAAAUGCUUUUCCGUAGGAAAGCAUUGGAUUGGCUAAGACUGUCAAGGAGGCAGAUCAGGGGCAGACACAGCACAAGCCAAACACAGCCCUGCAGGGCAGCCAUCAGAAAUGUUGGGGCCCCUGACACAGCUCAAGGACUGGGCCCCCCGGUGCCUGCACCCGAGUCCGCCCAAAGUGCUGCCCCCCCCCACGAGUCCGCCCACAGGGAUGCAGUGUCUGCAGGGCCGGUGCAAGGAUUUUUGCCGCCGUAGGCAUAAGUAAAGUUUGCCGCCCCCCCAUCUGACAUCACAAUGCCCCACCCAUAUGAUCUGCCAUGUUAACUAACACCAGUGUUGCAGUGCCACCGUGUUUCCAUUAAAAGGCCUGCAGGGACAGGCUAUAGACACCAGAACCACUACAUUAAGCUGCAGUGGUUCUGGGGACUAUAGUGUCCCUUUAAUGUGAGGUAAAUUAGAGAUUAGUGCCACGAAUAAUAUACUAGAUUGCCUACUUACAACCAGAUGAGGAUGAUGGGGCUCUAGCUGCCGUCUGGCUCCACUGGUCUGGUGUAGAACAGGCUCUCUGGAGGCGGUUUGUAACUGUGGUCACAAAAAUCAAUGUUCUGGGAGAACGGGAAGCAGCUCCAUUUUUUUGAGGGCCCUUUACACAGCUCAAGGUCUGGGUCCCAGGGUCCACCUUCAUGUUCCACCAAUGAGUUUGUUCACAGGGGGUGGAGUGUGUGUGUGGGGGAUGUCCUCAUGUGUGUAAGGAAUGCAUUGUGUGAAUCUGUGUUUGUAUGUGUAAGGGCUGCAGGGUGAGUUUGUGUAUGUAUGGGAUGCAGUGUGUGCGUCUGUAAGGGAUGCAUUGAGUGUGUGUAAGGGGUGCAUUGUGUGUUGCUUGUGUGUGUCAAUUUCCUUCUUCUCCCCCUCCCUCCCUCUCUCCAAUUUCCUUCUUUUCCCCCCUCUCCAAUUUCCUUCUUCUCCCCCCCUCCAAUUUCCUUCUUCUCCCCCUCCCUCUCCAAUUUCCUUCUCCCCCUCCCUCUCAUUUCCUUCCUCUCCCCCCCUCCCUCAAAAUCCUUCCUCUCCCCCUCCCUCAAAAUCCUUCCUCUCCCCUCCCUCAAAUUCCUUCCUCUCUCCCCCCCUAAAAUUUCCUUCCUCUCCCCCCUCCCAAAUUUCCUUCCUCUCCCUCCCUCCCUCAAAUUUCCUUCCUCCCUCCCUUCCCUCAAAUUUCCUUCCUCCCUCCCCCCUCAAAUUCCUUCCUCUCCCCCCCUCAAAUUUCCUUCCUCUCCCUCCUCCCUCCCUCAAAUUACCUUCCUCUUCCCUCCUCCUCAAAGGAAAUUUCCUCCUCCUCUAAAUUUGAGGGAGGGGGGAAAAUUUGAGGGAGGGGGGAGAGGGAGAGGAAGGAAAUUCUCCCCCCCUCAAAUUCCCUCAGGAGGGGGGGGGGGGGGGAAAUUUGGGAGGAAGGGAGGGAGAGGAAGGAAAGAACUGAGGGGAGGGUGGUUUUGACAGUCAGGGAGGACGCUCCGAUUUUUGAUUUAAAACUUACAUUUCUUCACCCUCCUCGAGAUAUUCAUUGACCGUUUGUUUUUAGUUCAGGACAGAAUCUCCUAGAGCAGGCAGUGAUUACUAAGAGAAGAAUUAUCUUUGCAGCACAGUAUCUAGUAGAUAACGAUCUCGACAGUGCAAGGACUUAGCACUUUGGGGAGAAUGAGGGAACGCUGGGGUUUACUUUGGAGUGUAGAUUUUCUCUAUUAACCCCCUCCCUCCUGUACUCUAGCAGUGUGCUACUAUUCAAGUGUGGGAAUUUUUUCUCCUUAUCUAUCUUAGUUAUCAUAUCUCCUGGCUCUAUACAUAGGAGAUCUGUCCUUAUCAAGCUUUAUACUUUGUUUAUAUUUGAUACUAUUUAUUUAUUUUUAGAAUUGAUUAUUAAAAGUUAUAUUUUAAUUCAGGGACUGCUGCUCUCUUUACUUGUAACCUGUAGGUGCACUAUCACUAUUAUUAAGUGCAUGCUCCAGCUCUACCUGUAUUUUCUCUUUUGUAACUAAUCUGGUAAAUAGUACAUUUUGGGCAUGCUCUUCAUAUCUGAGAGUCAAAUAGAAGCGUCAAAUAGUACGCUUACAGCGCAGUUGUAAAAAUUCUAAUUUUCUGGGUGCUAAAUAGUACAUUUGGGGUGUGCACUUCAUAUCUGGUGUAUGUGUGCAACACUGGCUAGGUACCACUUCUCAAGAAAGUCUAAAGACAAAUAAAUGUUGCCUAUGGUGCAGGUAGUAUAGAAGGCAAGACUGAGAAAAAUCAUUCGGGUUACGUUUGCCUGUUGACAUGUUAUACAAAAAUAUGUAUUAUAGACAAGUUAAAAACAAGACUGCAAGUCAUACUAUAACAAAAUUAAACAAGUUUUAAAAUAUGUAUGGGCCAACCAGUGGCUGUAAAAACUAAGUUUUACUGGUUACAUUCAUGACUACACACUCUAGUGAACAGGACCUUCAUGUAGUGUGUUCUUUUUUUAAAAUCAUACAGCAUCCUUUCAUGUGCUUUUCAGAUGUCAUAUUACUACAUCGGUCACUUGUAAUAUUGUUUCACACCUACAACACUUGUUACACAGAUCUAAGUGAUAGAAAACAGAUUGAUAUUUUCUACACUAGAAACUACCAGAUAACAAGCUGCUAUAUUUAAACCAGUUAUCAAUAGCUAAGAGGUACUUAAACAAUAUUGUAAUUCUGAGAGGUCAGUUUAUAGGGAAAAUUGUUGCCUGUAUACAAUUCUAAAACAAUUUCCAUAUGUCCUUUGCAGACUUUACAUGCUGGAAAAACACAGGUGCCAACUGCUGUGGCUUUCUGCAGUGUGCAUACCAGCAAGGAGGGCAGGGUUGAGGAGUGGGUGGAAGAUGAUGUGGAGGAUGAUGAGGUCCUGGACCCCACAUGGAAUCAAGAUCAUGCGAGUGACGUGUGCAGUUUGGAGGAAGAGGCGCUAGUCGCACAGAGGCACCAGCACAGCAUAAGAGGAAGCAGGGUGCAAAAACGGAGCGGCCAUCCCCUAGCGCUCGUCGACAUGUAUUAUCUUUAGAACUCCCACAGUUAUCCAAAUAACAGUUGAAGCGAUAAAAAGAACCAUAACAGAUUUAACGAGCCAUUCGCAGUUUCGCUGUCCGGUGACCGGGACUCAGACACUGUCUGGGCGGCGGUCGGAUGACCAGGACCCAGUAUGCCUGAUGUAGAAGUUAGGAGUCACAGUGUGGAAUGGAUUAGCAGGGUCUGGUGCAGAGUAACCGCACGCCCCCUGGUGUUGAGCACCAGCAUUUGUGUAGCCACAUACCAAGACCCUGAUGCAGCUUCAGUAAAAGGAGUACUGGAUACCAGAAGCCAUCACCAGACUGAUCCGCAACUUGGAACAGGAUGUGACAUUCACUGUAGCAGCUGUGCGCGCUUUCGGCGUUCUCACCCUGCUGCUGCUUGCCUGUCUGUGCUGCAGCGUAACUUUGGCCUUCCCGCUCACUGCCUCAUAUGCGACGUGCCCACAAGGUGGAACUCCACCUUGCACAUGCUGGAGAGACUGUUUGAGCAGCAGCAGGCGAUAGUGGAGUUUCAGCUGCAGCACGCACGGGUCAGUGGUUCUGCACUAGACUUGCCCUCCAAUUGAUCAGAGUUAAAGGAUUUCAAGUGGACUCAUUACGAUUACAGGGCCUCUAAAGAGUCCUGUAUUGUUAUUUGUCGUCACUACCUUCCCGCGUCAGGAGUGGGUCAUUUGCGCGCCUGCAGCCUUCCUUGCAUGUGGCAGCCGUUUGUCAGGGUCCCUGUAUGGAAUCGAACCCUGAUUCCCCAUUAUCCGUGGUCACCAUGGUAGGCGCAGUCAAUGGCAUCAAAACGUGAUAUGGAUUGACAUAUGAAUGCGUUGUCGCCUUCUCGUUGGGGAGCACAUUGAAAAAGUGCUCUAGCAUGACGAGCUGGGUGAUUUCCUCCGGGAACUUGGCUUGAUGGGAGUUGAGCCAGUUUUGGGUGGCCCUUGUGAUGCCACAGUGUAUACCCAGAUAUAUCAGAGCUGCUGCAGAAAGUGCGGGCCGUCUGUGCGCGCUUUUGGCGUUCUCACCCUGCUGCUCGCCUGUCUGCCCUACAGCGUAACUUCAGCCCUCCCGCUUACCGUCUCAUGAGACUGUGCGAGCAGCAGCAGGCGAUAGUGGAGUUUCAGAUGCAGCAUGCACGGGUCAGUCGCUCUGCGGAACAGUUUUCUUUUUUUAUAUGUCCCAAUAUUUUGGGGGCUAUCCCAAUUAAAAUAAAAUAAAAAUAUAUAUAUAAAAAACAGUGUUGGCUACCUCCACCUCCUCCACCGCCACGGUCACCGCCUCCUCAACCUCUGGGUCAGUUACUUAGUAUAAACUAUGUACACAAUAGCAGAGGCUUGUGAAGGCCUUUUCUCCAUGCAUCAGGAGUUGAGCAUUUCUCCAUGCAUCAGGACUGCAAGAAAUGCACCGCAGGCCGCAAAUGUUUCUUUUUUUAUACAGUAUGUCCCAAUAUUUUGGGGGCUACCCCAAUUAAAAUAAAAAACAGUGUUGGCUACCUCCUCCUCCUCCACUGCUGCUUCCACUUACACCGCCACGGUCACCGCUUCCUCAACCUAUGGGUCACUUAGUAUAAACUAUGUACACAAUAGCAGAGGCUUGUGAAGGCCUUUUCUCCAUGCAUCAGGAGUUGAGCUCAGUUUGAACAAUGAAAGAGAAUACUCUGCACUCCAACCCUCUCUCAAAUGGAUAAUUCUGGUGAUCCUCCUGACAGCCAUGCUUUAAUUUUGAUUUAUGUUCUUCCAAAGCUAAAAUCAAAAGAUUCCAUCUAGUGCUAUUUUAUGGCUCAGCUGUAUUUGUAAUUUUUAUGUUAUUUUAAGGGAUUUCCCUAUCCACAUUUGUUUGCAGGGCACUUGUCCUACUCUUACCCCCAUUUUACUUCCUUUUGCAGCCCUCAAGCCUUUUCCAGUACUUUUUUAGAGGCAUUUUUUGUGCCCAAAAGUUCGGGUCCCCAUUGACUUCAAUGGGGUUCAGGGUCAAGUUCGAUCACGAACUCGGACAUCCAGGUGUCCACUCAAUUCUAGUUGCAGUGACUAAGGUGCACACAUUUGGUGGCACUGCCCCAAAUGUAAUCCCUUAACAACCUUAACACAUUCCCACAAUGCUUUUAGGAUGGCAUGGAAUGUUCUAAUGUCUUGGUCUUAUUGGGGAUCCAGGCUAACAGAUGAGCUGUAUGCAGUGCUCAAAGUGAGCGCUGCAUGCAGCUCCUCAAAUGAGGAUUUAAAUCCCCAGUUUUAAAGUCUUUUGUGAGCAUACACAUGUACAAUUUUUUAGAUCCUUUUAAAUCAAUGCGGUGGACUGCAAUCUCACGCAGCUGCUGUGAUUCUGAGCCUGCCAGCACUCUGUGGGAAACUGAAAAGGUCCUGACACUCUCUCACUGCAUGCCUAUUUUACGAUUCUGUUCACUGUUGGGUUUUUCCAGCUGCCCAGCAUCGAUUACAGGGAAAAUAUACCUGUCAUGCUGCAAACAGCCACUAGAUGGUAUUUACAGACUAAGGUGUUAAAGUUAACUACCAACAUUAAUUUAAAUCCUAGACAUAUGAUUCAUUUAAAAGAGCACUCCAUUUCAAAAAGAAAAAAAAAUCACUGUCUUGUAGAUAUACCCUCAAUGAAAACAUGCAUGUAUUUGACGAAUAUUGUCAUUGAGGUUAUAUUUAGACUCAGCUUGCAAAAGCUGAAGAUCGACUGUCUGCAGCCUUUGGAAGCCCUCCACUUUUUCAGACUUUCAGUUUAUUCUGGGAAAUAACCAGUCAGAGGCUUCUCAUUCCCUGAUUCAUGGCGAGGAGAGGCAUGGCGAGGAGUGCGCAGGAUCAGAGGAGAGGUACUAUUAGCCAGGCUUACUAUGAUUUCAGGGAGGGUCUGCUAGAGUAUAUACCUGCACAGCUGGAAGAGUUUGUGAGCGUUCAGGCAUACAAGGGGGAAGUACUGAAUAAAUUCUGAUUUAUUUCAUGCCUACUCCGGCACUUCCUCAGAGACCAUCGAUCCAGUAAAUAAAAUAAUGUUUACACAAUGUACAACUACACCAAGAACUAUAUUGUAACACUCACAAACUGACAGGAUUACAAAAGGGUUCAGUUAGCUUGGUUAUGUGACCCAAUAUCGCCACCUAGUGGUGGUACCAAAAUAAAAUGUGAGCAGGGUCCUAAUCUGGAAGCAAAUUAAACAGGUAAAAAACAGAAAAAGGUGAGUUAAAAAGGAAAAAAUAGUAUAUGAUUUAUAUAAUACCUUACACCUAAAUAACUAAAGUGAUCUCCAUGAUAAUUAAAGACUAAGCUAUAGUAGUAAGCUAUAUGUUUUGUCACCUACUGAUUAAUAUCAUACUCAUUUUGUUUAAUUUAUUUUAUUUAAGUGUAUUUAAUUAAUUGUACAACUUGUUUUCAUCCUAGGUAGCAUUGAAAACUCAUACAUAGAAAUUUAGGAUUUUUAAAAAUAUAUAAUAAUUUGAGUAUCGAGUAGGCUUCUCGUUUACUGAGCUUCCAUUAUAUGUCUUCUCCCCAUAUUGGCAAAGAACACUUCUCCACACCCUGGAGGAAGGUAAACCAUUGAAGGUCAUCUCCUCCACAUUUUAAAAGCAACCAUUAUUAGAUUUAUUCUUCUUUAUAACUAACAGAUUGUCAUUGCAUGCAUAUAUUGUGCAUUGCAUUUGAGUUUAGAAAUUAAACCGAUACAAAAUUUGAAUCACAAUUUAUAGCAAUUUAAAGGAUAUAUACAGAUCGCAUCAUCACUCCAUUCCCUCCCUUCCUGAAACAAUCCAGUUGAUAGCCAAGAACAAAGCUUACAAAUUGAUGGCUAGCCAACACUCAGCCAUUCAUGACAACCUAAAUAAAGCAGAGGAGAAACGGGGGUGAAUAUUACCCUAAUUUCAGUAAUCCCUAUUGUAACGAAUGCUGGUACUUCAGAUACAAAGAAUACAACAGGAAAACAGUGCUAAUUAACAGACAAUAUGUGGAUAGGCAGCAACCCAAACGAAGGAGACCCCUCAAAUCCUUCAACAAAUUGAUAAAACCAUACAAAAAAUGGGGUAGGGCUGUGCCAGUAGAGAGAUAUGAUAACGUAAAAUAGUCCAGAAGAGUGUCACUAGAGAAGAAGUGCUUGAUGGAAUGUGGAUAAGUAGACUUUUCAGUGGGGGUGGGUUCGUCCUAGUGUCUCAGGGUAUUCAUAUAUAUAUAGAAGAAAAAAGAGACAAGGGCUUCAGAUACCCGUUCGUUUGCUUCCUCCUGAACUGCUAAGUAUUUGGUGAAUAUAGCUCGCAGUUCGGCUGUUGAAUUCAUACAUUCUCCAGAAUAAAAAUACAGCAUACAAGUAAAUCCAACAGGUAAUCAGACGAUUACCCAAACAUCAGCCUAGACUAGAUGAAGGGUACAACAGGAAUGUUUUAUUUAGGCUAGAUGGCCGGCUUUUAUGCAAGUCAAGGGUACAGUAUACACGCCCACAGAAACUUCCACAGUACGCCCACUAAAAUACUGAGUCAAUGACUCGACAUAAAACACAAAGUAUGAAAAGUACAUAAUAAUACACUUAUAUAUUAUAGGGACCCCCAUAAAUGUCAUAUCCCCAGAUAGCCUGGAUCUGAGCGCCCAAGUUGUCCAAAUAACGCUGAGAUCCCACGAAUACCGCCGAAUCGCCACCGGGCUAAAGUUUUGACCUACCGCUCACGAGACGCUUGCCCCAAAUAGUUUCAUAGUUUCAAGGGUAUUGGUUGGCCAAUUUUGGGAGUCCCAAACCGAACAAAACCACAAAUGGUUCCCUUGGCUCAUUGGUAGCGUUUGUUCACCGGUUCGUGCAAACAAACCUACCGAACAGCGCUCUCCUGGCUUGCCUGGGAAAAGAAGCAGGCGUCAAGUGUCCGACUUGAAGUUCCAUACACUCGAAGACCAGGUCCCGCUACCUGUUUUUGUGCGACAAGAUGACCACCGUUUUCUCCAGAACAUGUUGUUCGGUUGCACAGGGAGAGCACUAAUUCCUGUGGUUUUCUUGAACUUAAUGAGCCAGGGUGGUGGUCGGUUUUUUGGUUGAUUUAUCUACUGAACCAAAAAAAAUAAUGAAUGGGAACCAAAGUAGGUAGUUUUCUUCACACGUAUGACAAGGCAACAUCUGAGGAUCAUUGUAUUCCAGCGGUUCCUGUAUAACGGUGUGAAUAGUUAAUACUGCUGUAUAUAAAUACGUUGAGAUUGCUAACAAACAGCGUGUAUGUAACAUCACAGAAUAAGAUAACACAGUUUUGUAUUGGUCUUCCUCCAUUUUUAUGGUAUCUCAGGUUUGUGCAGUGAGGAUAAGAAAGCCCGGAGGCAUUCCGCUCGAAGGAGUUCUCUAGAGGAGCUCCCUGUGCCUGUGCCUUCUCUUUUCCGAGCUUUGAGUGGAGUACAGGAAGGGGAUCCAAGCCUUGGGUGGAGCGCUCACUCAUUGACAGUGUCCGAAGAGUUUACGCAGAAAUCUCACAUGGACCACAUACUGCUUGGGGAUGAUUCAGGUGAGUGAAGAGAUAAACCUGGCUCUAGGGCUAGGAUGCCAGGCUCGUAAGUCCAGUUGUUUUCUUAAGUGGCCCAUGAACCUGAAGAUCCAAUCUUGGAUUUAUAUAAAUAUAUUUACUGUGUUAUAAGCAGAGCUUUAUUUGUGUAAUAAUGGUCAUAGUACUAUGCUACACUAUCUGUAGUUUUUUAAAGAGGUAUUGGUGACAAUGACUCUUCACCACAAAUUAAACCCUGUUUUUAUGUAUUUUAGAUACAUCAUAGGUACUUGUUACCUAUGUGUUAAAUUAAGUAAAUGUGCAGGUGUCAUAGCUACUAAUAUGACAUAGAGCAAUACACAGAUUAAAGAGCUCCCAAUACAGGUUAAGCAACCUUUGGCACUCCAGAUGUUGUACACUACAUCUUCCCUCUUUUGCCAGCAUUAUGGCUGUAAGAGCAUUCUGGGAGAUGUAGUCCACAACAUCUGCAGGGCCAAAAGUCAGGUAGAGCAUACACAAUGUAAUAGUCUGUAAGUGGUGGUUCCGUAUCACCAGUAACACUAAUUUUAAUUCAUCUUCUCAGUUGUGCCUUCUCCUCCAUUGGUGAACAUGUCUGGACUCUGCACGGUGCUGUACUUUAACACUUGUAUGUCCAUGAGACACUGCCAUCAGUCCUGCGAAUCCGUUGGAUCCUCCAGAUAUCGCUGGUUCCAUAAUGGUUGCUGUCAGUGCAUUGGACCUGACUGUUAUGGAUAUGGAAGCAAAGAACCAUUGUGCCUCCAGUGCCAUCCUUAAGGCCUACUGUGAGAAUGAAUGUUCACCUAUAAUGAGAAAGGAAGACACUGUAUAGAAGAGGAUGGAAUCGAUUCCAGAUGAUGAAUACUGGCAGUAAUGGGCAGGGCAGAGCUUUUCAUCAUUUUGUGUAUGGUUUCAUCUCAUAAUGCACUUAAUAGGAGACUUUAAAAAAAGGAAUCAUCAAAGCCCUAACUGACAUUUUCUUACCAUGUCUCCAUGAUGCCUGGACGAUGAAAGGAUGGUAUUUGGGACCAUGCCAGUAUGAUUAAUUGGGAUAUAAGUAGUGUUUCCCUUAUGAUAAUCUGCUUAUGUAUUCUUCACACAUAAUUUAACCACAUCUUGAACUCCAUGCCCAGAAGACACAAACCCAGUGUGAGAUUUCCUACAUUCGCUUUGCAAUCUACUUACACAUACACAGGAGACCUAUCCCUUGGCUACAUUUGAUCUCCAUCCAAGAUGUGUUCCAUAUUCUAUGAUAUAAUAGUCUAGGUCAGUGUGUCUUGUUUUUUCCCCAACAAGUAACUCUGAUAAUUUCUGUAUACAAGAAAACACCAUUUUCAUCUACAUUAAAAGAGGAAUAAACUGUAGUUGCAUCAUAUGCACAUCAGAAAUGCCUUAUUAUUAACUUAUGAAAUUAAUAAAUAAUGAUUUAAUUCACUUUAUUACCUAGUAGCUAAGACUGACAAUUACAAAGGUUUUGUUACACUAAUGUACCCUGACCACAGGUAAUCCCCAAAUACAUGCAGGAUUAUUCACUAAUGUGUGAAUUUCUUACAAUUUACCUUACUUAAUAAUCCUUUUAGAUGAGAGUAUUAUUUAUAGACAGUAGAGAAAUAUUAAAGGGCCCAAUUACUUUUUCUUGCUUGUUUCAUUGUAACUAUAUGAUGGCUCAAGGACUGAUGUUGCACAAGAGGACAGCAUACAUUUUCAGGUCACUAAUGUAUAGCUUCCAUUUAGACCAGCGGUUCCCAACCCAGUCCUCAAGUACCCCCCAUCUGUCCAGGAUUUAGGAAUUACCCUGUGGUGUAUAAGGUGUUUUUAGGGAAAAAAAAAAACACUUUACACACAACAAGGUAACCCCUAAAUCCUGGACUGGUAGGGGGUACUUGAGGAAUGGGUUGGGAACCCCUCAUUUGGACUAACCGAACAUCGACAGGGAUUAUUCAGGGAUAUUCAAUAAACCAGUGUUUCCCAAACAAGUCUCCCAACAACAGUUCAGGAUUUGUCGGGAUCUCCAUUGAUAAAGAAAUGGCAAAUAAAUAAAUCCUGGCUGUUGCUGAGCCAUGAGGACUGGUCUGGGAACCACUGCACUACACAGUGAAUUGUCACUGUUUCAAAAUAGUGAAUAACCCGAAAAGGUUUGUUUUAACUCUUCUUUAUCCACACAUGGGUUAAUUGAACAGGGAGUUGUUUAGUAUUUAUUACAGAUUUGCAGAAUGUAGGCCACAACUGCCAAAACUCUGGCCAACUUUUGUGACUGACAUAACAAAAGGUUUAUUCAGUAAACCAGGAAUUAUCAGUAAAUACACAUUUAAUGCAGCAAUAAUCAAGGUGAAAAAAUUGUUGAUUUUGAGGUUUUCAGCUAUUUCAGCCUUAGAUUUGAAAUUCCCUGGUUAAUUUAUGGCAAUUCUCUGCUUAUCAAAUAUCCUCAUAGGGUUUUUUUUUUUUUAAGGUGUAUAUUCUAAUUGUGUAUAGCUCAUUUUAAAGUCAACAUUCUUUAAACUAUAAAAGAAAAAAAUAAAUCUUACACUUUCUAUUCAUAAAGGUGCCCUUCUUAUCUGCUGCAACCUGGCCUAUUUGCUGCUGUUGGACACGCUGCUAGAAUACAACAUCCUCAUAUAUAACUGUGUCAUAAUAGUAAUUGUUUUGUUUUGAAAGUUACUUGAUUGACUUUAUUUCCAUUUACUGUUAUCACUAGUAAUGUUUCAUGUCCUUUGAUAAACCUUAGUUUAAAGAUUCUGUAUAUUUUCUGCUGUGCUCACUAUUCAUAUAUACACUUAACUUCACCUCUUCUUUUCAAUAUAUAUUUUGAAAGAUGUCGUAUCAACUAAACUCAACAGUUGUAUUUGUGUAUAUAAAAAGCUUGUGUUUUUUUUUUUUUUAAUAGACAUCAGUGUUGUCUGAAAAAUAAUAUAUCUUCAUAGGUGUACAAUGCCAGAGUUUGUUUGGAAAUUAGAUAUAUUGGCCUAAUUUAUGUAAUUAGUUUCUAUUUCUAUAUAGUUUUAUAUAUCCCUACUUGAAUAGUUCUCUGUUCUUUUUAUUUAAAGAGACACUGUAAGCACCAAAACAAACUUUAGUUUAAUGAAGUAGUUUUGGAGUGUAGAUUAUUCCCCUGUUAAAUUGUUUGCCCAAGGGACUUUUCUCUUGGCUGUGAAACACACAGCUUCCAUUAAAAAAAAAUAAAAAAAAUCAGAUCUUACGGUACAAUGGUGGUGGUUAAGGAUUAAAAACAAUAUUUAUUCUGAAAGUGGUGCAAAAUUGCAAAGUGGAAUAAAGAAGAGAGAGCCUUAAAGGGACACUCUAGUUACCCAGACCAUUUCAUCUCAAUCUUCAGGAGAACCAUUGUGGAGGAGGUCAUGCCUCCUCCAUGACAUCACAGGAGAAGUGAGCAGCAAUGAGGAAAAAGGUAAGUAAAUCAUUAAUUUUAUUAUUUCAUGACAAACCGGGUGGGGGGGGGGACAUUAAAGUGAUACUUUAAGUGCCAGAAAUACAAAGCUGAAUUCUUGGCACUAUAGCUUCAUCUGCCUCCCCCCUCCCCCAUGUUAAAAACCCUUGCGUUGGGGUUGUGGCUCCGCAUCCUUGCACAUCCUGCAACGAGUGGGCGCUAAUGCGCAUGCACGGCAAAUUCUCGCACGCAUUAGACCUCCCCAUAGGAAAGAAUUGAAUCAAUGCUUUCCUAUGGGGAAAAUUCUGACUCUGGAUGUCAUCAUGCAGAGCGUGAAAACGUCUAGUAUCAGUUACCGUACCAAAUGUCCAUUUAGAAACAGGAAGUGCCUCCAAUUUGUGCAAUUACAUCUUUUCAGUGGCAAUUGUUGUGAAACACCACUUUCGAACUGGUAAUGUAUUGGCUGCUGCUGCUAUUUUGUAAUUUUUCCAUUUACAUCCUAUCCCAUGCUGUCAGCUUAUGGGACUAUACAUUAGGUUAACCUCAUUAUUCAGAGGGAGCUAUUUGAGCUUAGGGACUGGGGAAAAAAAAAAAAAGUUAUUUUACUUACCUUUUCUCCUUCACAGAAUCUGUGCUCCCACAUCCUAAGCCGAGAUCAUUGAGCUCGAUAGUCUCAGCCAAUCCAAUGCUUUCCCAUAAGAAAGCAUUGGGAGGCUAGUGCGCCUUCAAGGCAAAAAGUGCAAAAUCGGAUUGGAAUAGAAUUUUACUGUGUCUGGUGUGUCUAUAGUGGCCCUUAAAAGAGAAACUGUCACUUCCUCACUUUGGGCAAAACAAAAUAGCUAACUGAACUGGAGCUGAAGGACCUUUCUGGACCCUAGUCGGAGGUCAGAGAAUAAGUAUGGGAGAGAUGGCAGAUGUAUUGAAGGAGAAAUGAAAACAUCCCUGGCUGUCUGACUGAUACCAAGGAAGGCAUUUCUAAUUCUAAUGAUAGAAGUGCUGAUUUAUGAAAGAAAUCUGCACUUUUAGAAACUAGCUUUAAAGAAGAAUACUCCAUAGAUAUAAAACGUGGUAAAAGGGUGGGCCACUAAUGUGAAUCACAUAACCAGAGUUUCCCAAAGGGGCGAACAUGCUCAAAAAGAAAGCGUGUGUGAACGAAGAAUUAGAUGGUCAGUCUGGCGUGAAUGCAUGUCAGGCUGCCUGCCAAUCGUGCAGGAUGACCAACCAAGGCCAUACUAUGCAGACAGCACACUGAGCUUGGCAUAAAUUCGUCUAAUGAUGCGCUAGCUCUAUGGACUGUCCCCUGGCACUCGCUGGUCCACACCCCUCCUAACCGUCUUGCUAGCAGGCAGAAGCUCCUGUUAUACAAUUUGGGACAGAGAAAAAGUGUAGGUAGUGAGUGCAGAAGAAAGGGAACACGUCACAGUGUAAGAGAGACUGAAACAGCAAAAGCAUUUGCAUAGUGCGCAAAGUCAGCUUUACAUUAACUUUUUUCAUUGUCAGACAGUCCACACCCUACAUCCCUCUUAAGUUUCCAAACUUAAGCAAGAGCAUGUGAAGAGUACAACAUUUUAUUUUUUAUUAUUAAUUUUUUUUUAAAAUCAUGCCUUUUCCAUAGGCAUGGGCCUGGAGCUGCAGCUCCAUCAGCCACGCGGUUAUGUCUUGAGAACAUUGUCACAGCAAAUAGUAUGGAUACGAAGGAUUAGUGAACAUGCCUGAUACUGAAUAUGUGUUGUGCAGUCAUCUUUUCUGGGGCAGGCCUGCAAGUUCAUCUAAUUCACAGACUUGGAGGUAAGUGUGUUUAUUACCCUGUUAACCCCUUCAUGCUGGUACUCGUGCAAACACAAUCCUCAGUAUUGUGUAUAUAUUGUUUUAACAAUUGCAAAUGAAAUAUUGUAUUUUAAUUUAAAGGGACACACCAGUGCCGGGCAGGUCCCCUCUCCCUCCCACCUCCGGUUGCUGAAGAGGUGAAAACCCCUUCAGGUCACUUACCUGAGACCCCGCCGAUGUUCCUCACCGGUGGUUUCAGGUAGCCGCCGCUCCUCCCCUUCCUUACAUCAGCCGCAUCAGAGCUCUCCAUAGAAAAGCAUUAAAAAUGCUUUUCAAUGCUUUCCUAUGGGGAAUUGAGCGACGCUGGAGGUUCUCACACAGUGUGAGGACGUCCAGCGACGCUAUAGCACAGGUUUUCUGUGCAAUAGACCAGGAAGUGCCCUCUAGUAGCUGUCGAGGAGGAGUUAACCCUGCAAGGUAAUUAUUGCAGUUUAUUGAAAACUGCAAUAAUUACACUUGCAGGGUUAAGGGUAGUGGGAGUUGGCACCCAGACCACUCCAAUGGGCAGAAGUGGUCUGGGUGCCUGGAGUGUCCCUUUAAUUUCAUUUGCAAUUGCUGACCAUACUGCAGAGUUUGAGCUACCAAUAUAGCGUCGGCUCUGCUGCAAUCAUAGCAGCGGCACGGGUCAGUGGGAAAAUCUAUAGAUCUCUCUGCCCUGGCCUGCACUUCUCGUAGUACGGGUCUGCACCUCCAGCUGAGUUCAGAUGCUCACUCCAGAUCAAAGACCGAAGAGAGCACAGACACACUGUUCCCCACACACAGCCACCCGUCAAUCUCCACCCCACACAGAGUAACCCCCUCAACAUGGACACCAUCUCCAAAACACACACAGUCACUUCCACCAACCACACACCAUUGUGGCAAAACUAAGGGCAGCAGUGCCCUGGGCGCCACAUGAAGAGUCAUAAAAAGGAAAUUUGUGCUGAUCAGAAUAGGAGGUGGAUCAGCAAUAGCUGCAGAGGCAGAUUCUUCAGCUAUUGUAAGGCAUGGUCUUAGCAACUAAGAACUAAUGAAAAAAAAAUAUUAAAUGCAUACAUUUCUUCAAAUUUCAUAAAGAAAAAAAUGCAUUUCUAGUGUCUUCCACAGUUAGCAGGUUUACUUCACAUCCUUUUAUGCUCUAGUGGGGUGGUGGAUCAGUGAACGCAGGUCUGUAAUGUUGCCCUACUGUAAUUGAGCCCUGUUCUUUAUAAACCAUGUGCAAAAGGUUUCACACGAUACUGAGCAGUACAGACUGAUUAGAGUGUCCCUUUAAGAGCAUUAAAGUUGAGUGCAAUAAAUGAUGGAAGUUCUUAUAAAAUGAUAAAUCGUGAGGGAUUUCCACGCAGUAUACAGCACUCAGACUGAAACCAGCCUUGGUACAGGGAACUCCUGGCAUCUCGGUUUUUCGAUUAUAAAUGUACCCUGGUGAUAAGGGCUUCUACAAUGUCCGUCUUCAAUGUAUCCACUGUCACAGCUCUCAUGCUCAAUGUACAGCCAUGUGUCGGUCCCAAUGUGUAUUAUGAUUUCAUUGAGUGGCAACGCUCACUCCUCCCAGUAAGUCAGGGUCACAUCCCAUGGACCCAAUCACACUGCACUCAUACGGCCCUCCCUUCCUGUAAAUGCUACCAAUGAGCGAGCUCUCCAUGCUGGAGAGAGUGCCAGGCAACGGCGAGGCCUAAGAGACUGCUCUAAAAGAAACCAUACCAGCUGGGGACAUUGUGAGAACGUCUGGAAAGAAGACUACAGUAUAGUCAGAUCUCCCGGCGCUCGCAGGGAGCGCUGCUCUACUCAGCAGAGAGUGUCACACGGAGCCCUGACUAGAGUGCCUUUUCCUGAAUACCGAGACCCCUCCAAGAGACGCCCAUGGACUGCUACCGGAUCUGUAACGUGUAGACUCUUCCAGUGACGGGAUGCAUACUAUAGAACGUUGGCAUUCGUGGUAAGAGAACGUCGCGGUGAUGUGAGCUGAUUGUGUAACCCUGUGAUCUCUGACAUCUGUAUCCCCCCACUUCCUCUGUCCCAAUCACUGGGCAAUCCUGGCCUUCCUGAAUUUAAAGCUACACUGUUUACCCACAUGGGUUGUUCACACGUUGUGUGCUGCGUUCAUCCUCCAGAGCCUCUCAAUCUUCCCUCCAUCCAGUCAGUGUUGAUUUCUGAUUUAUUCCUGCCCCUCCCUCCUAUUUUUUUUUUCUUCUCUAACCCCAGCCCCUUCUCAUAUGUAUUUAUGUCCCACCCAUCCUAUGUAAUUUCUUCAAUUAGAUCGUUGUCAUAUUUGUCUUACAGAUUUGUUCCUACAUGUUUUUCAAACUUUGUCCUGAAACUUGUUUCUCUCCAGGCAUGCUCCUGCCUUGUGUCUGAAUGCUAGUUUUACUUUCCCAGUUAUUGGAAGGCCACACAUUACGCUGUUUAAGGCAGACAUGAUCUAUGCAACGACAUGCUUGGCCAACACACAUAAAUACAUGGUUUCACUAUAUACUACUGCAAACCUUUUAAUAUCUUCUUGGGUACCAGGAAAAGUCUUUGGUUAAAAAAGUAUAAGUUAAACAAUAAUUCUUCUCGUUCUCAUUCUAGAUCACUAGAAGUGCAGAUUCUAUUUUCAAAAGUUAAUUCUAGUCCCAACUACAUUCUGAUUUGGAAAAGUAAUUGGUUUUAUUUAAAACAAAGGUAAAUAAUGCCAAUAAUACACAAUAAACUAGUAGUGCAGUUUGAUGCAUGUAAGUUUUGAUUGAUUAGUAAGGAUGUUUAUAUUAAAAGGACACUAAGCACUAAAACCACAAAUGUAGUGGUUUUUGUGCAUUAAUUGUUUUUCAUCUUCUCCAUCUGCACACCCAAAUUUAUACAUCCCAAGAUCCCAUGUUUUUGAACUCAAAUCUUUCUUCUUUUUAUUCCAUAAUAAAAGAGCAGACAAUUGACAAUUUGUGUCUGAGCAUUUAGCAAAGUUUCAAAACAGUAGAGCAGUAAAUUAGCCUGAGUAAAGAAAAUACUUUUUACAAAAACAAACAAACAAACAAAACCCCGUAGGCGUCAAAACAGCUUUAGCUCAAUGAAGCAGUUAUGGUGCAUAGCAUAAAUCAUACCCAUGCAGUUUCACUGCUCAGUUCUUUGUCACUUAGGAGUUCAAUCACUUUGCUGAUGUAGCCCUAGUCACAUUUCCCUGAAAGUGACUUGCACAGUCUUCUUAAACAUUUCCUGUAAAGAUAGCUCUAAUGGUUUAACUAACUUUACUGCACAUUCUGUUUAAUUUAGAAUUCUCUCCUGCUCUGUUAAUAUAUUCUAGACCCUGCAUGAGCCUUCUGUGUGUGUUUAAAGUUCAGUUUACAGAGCAGGAGAUAAAAACGUUUAAAGUAAGUUACAUCUGAUUGAAAAUGAUACCAUUUUUUUUUUUUUUUUUUUUUUUCAUACAGGCUGUGUGAGUCACAGAUAGUGAAGGUGUGGCUAGGGCUGCAUAAACAGAAACAAAAGUGAUUUAACUCCAAAAUGGCAGAAUAUUGAGUAGAGAGACUGCAUGUACAUGAUCUAUGCACAAAAUCUGCUUUAUGGACCACUAUAGGCACCCAGACCACUUCAGCUCAAUGAAGUGGUCUGGGUGCCAGGCCCAUCUUGGGUUAACCCUGCAGCUGUAAACAUAGCAGUUUCAGAAAAACUGCUAUGUUUACAAUAGGGUUAAUCCAGCCUCUAGUGGCUGUCUCAUUGACAGUCACAAGAGGCGCUUCCGCGCUUCUCACUGUCAUUUUCACAGUGAGAAGACGCUGCCGUCCAUAGGAAAGCAUUGAGAAAUGCUUUCCUAUGGACUGAUUGAAUGCGCGCUCGGCUCUUGCUGCGCAUGCCAUUCGGUGGAUGACGUCGGCAGAGAGAGGAAAGUUCCCCAGCGCCGAGGGAGCUUGGUGCUGGAGAAAGGUAAGAGUUUAACCCCUUCCUCCCCCUUCAGCCCAGCUGUAGUGGACCCUAAGGGUGGGGUUUGUUUUCCUGGCACUUUAGUGGUCCUUUAAUUAAGCUCAAGUUGUUAUGAUGCCUAUUGUAUCUAUUUAAGCUGCAUUUGUAUUUUCCCUCACUUGACAUCCAUGCCAGCUAAUUUGAGAUGAGACUAUUUAUAAGAAUCACAUUUCAUUGUAAAAUAAAAUGCUUUGUUUGUUUAGAUCUGCUAAAACAUAUGAAUGCUCAAAGAGGUCAUGUAUUUUUAAGAUUCUUUUCUGACUUGUUGAUAACCAUACUGAAACACUACUACAAAUACCUGGCCUUUCUGGACUUCCUUAAAAAUAAGCAUGCAUUACAAAUUUCUAUUACAGUCAAAAAUAUAUAUUUUUUUUCUCUCUCUCUCUUGUGUUUUUUUUUGUUUUGUUUUUUAACAGCUCGAAAUCUGAAAAUUAUCUGUAACAAAGAUAAAUGAAGAAAUGCAAAAAAAAUUAUAUUUCAAGGUAAGACUGUAUUCCUAUUACACUGCAUAUCAUUUAUAAUGUAAUUUGUUUUAUUGCCACCCUUUAUUAAUAUUGUUAUACAGAAAUCUAUCCAUAAGUGCCUCCUGAAGUUGUAGUGAUAAUGGCCAUCACUGUAAAAAAUAAAUAAAAUCAACACCCCCCUUAAACCGUAUGUAGAUACCAGGUAAGGUUAAAAAUAGCUGCAUUCCUUCUAUUGGCAGUUAGAAAGCUGAUUUGUCCCACACAGUGACUUGCUCCAGGAUUGCGCUAUAAACAUGCACUUUUUGUCCUUUUUUCCAAUAAAUCUGCUGCACAAUUAAUGCUUGAGUGCCUGGAGUACAAUUUUUUUGUUUGCACUAUAAACAUGACAUGGUGGGGAAAAUUUAUCAAAGUGUUCUGUCCUAAAAAAAUGUUGUUAAAUGUGAGGAGUCAACAAUGGAAUGUGCAUAGUGAUUGCCCCUUUUUUAGUACUUAAGACAAAAUUUUAGAAAACGUUUGCCUCAAGCUAAUAAGUUUUAUCGGCUCCUGAAAAGCCUUUGGAUCGAUUUGCUAGCUUUCCACUUUUAUAUUUGGCUGGGAACCAGCCUCCUUCAGAAUUACACUGCAAGUGUAAUUCUGAAAACUGCCAGUACAUUGUGGCAGCAUACCUUUAUAUACUGUGUUUAAUAGUCAAAUCAAUUUCUAAUAACAAAAUUUGAUAUUGGCAAUGGGUUACCUUGAGGUUAGGGGUAGGGUAGGGUUACACUUAGUGUUGGGAUAGGGUUCGGUUAAAGGACCACUCUAGGCACCCAGACCACUUCAGCUUAAUGAAGUGGUCUGGGUGCCAGGUCCAGCUAGGGUUAACCCAUUCUUUCAUAAACAUAGCAGUUUCAGAGAAACUGCUAUGUUUAUGAAUGGGUUAAGCCUUCCUCCUAUUCCCUCUAGUGGCUGUCUCAUUGACAGCCACUAGAGGCGCUUGCGUGCUUCUCACUGUGAUUUUCACAGUGAGAGCACGCAAGCGUCCAUAGGAAAGCAUUGUAAAUGCUUUCCUAUGCGACGGGCUGAAUGCGCGCGCAGCUCUUGCCGCGCGUGCGCAUUCAGCCCAGGAGGAGGAGGAGAGCUCUCCGCCCAGCGCUGGAAAAAGGUAAGUUUUUAACCCUUUCCCCCUUCCAGAUCCGGGCGGGAGGGGGUCCCUGAGGCUGGGGGCACCCUCAGGGCACUAUAGUGCCAGGAAAACGAGUAUGUUUUCCUGGCACUAUAGUGGUCCUUUAAGGGUUAAUGCUGGGUAUGGCUUAAUGCUGUUGAAGGGUUAAAGUUAAGGGUAUGUUUGGUAUAGCGUCUGUGUUGAGGUUGGUAUAAGGUUAGCAUUAACUAUCAAAAAUUAAUUUAGAUUAUAAACAUAUUGGGAAUUUAAUAACCAGGACUGAUAUAUAAAUGUAUUUUUAGUUCUUUUUAAUUAGUUUUAUUUCUUUUUUUUUAAAUUUUAUUGACAUGUUAGGUAUACGUAUAGGAUAUUAAAUGUACGCCCUUUCUGUCCUUUAAAAAACAACAACUAUAUAAUAUAUACCUGGCACUUGAAGAGAAACCCUUACAUUAUGAUGGAAUAAAAAUCUAGCUUAAAAUCUGUUUUUUGUUUUUUUUUGUUCUAAACUUGCACAAUUUCCUGCGUUAAUUAUAAUAUGCUACUAUCUAUUAUAACAUAUUCCCUCAAAAAGUCUCGAGAGAAGUAAGACUUACCUGUUGGAGUGCUCAUUAUUCGCAGAGACAUUGCAGGGUGAAGAUGGAUCUACUUUUAUAUUGUGGUGCUUGUUUGUUCUUUUGCUAAUCAACUGUUUUUUGGGGAAAUAAAACUCCUAAUGGCAAGUACCAUCUCCUCUGAAAAACAGCUUUCCAAACGUGCAGAUGUCUUGUCUGCUGCCUGUGCAAGCCCUCCUCUUCUAAACCCACCUGGAUUUUCUGUGACUGUCGAAUCACAGAUUUACCAAUGCAGCUCCAUGAGAAGUCUUUGUAAGGCAGAUGCUCUGGGCAAUUGCUGCCUCUUGAGUGCAGUGCAAAUAAGCUAACCAAACCAGGAAGUAACAGAACCUGUUGUCAGCUUGAAAAGCCAAGAGGGUGUAACCAGUAUAAUUAAUAAAAGUGUCAAUUUCUAUUAAAAUCUGCUCUGUUUGCAAAAUGAAAAAAAAAUAGAACACACUCUUCACACAAUGAUUUGCAGCAAGCUAACAUGCUUUAGGGGUCUGUAAUGUACCUUUUAAGUCUAUUUGUCUACUGUAAAAGUAGUAGAGAAUCUAUUUGCCUCUAUAAAUAUGAUAAUGUAACUUCAUGAAUUGGUGAUUGAUCCCUAUUUAACUCCCUCAAGCACUUCCAUUUUAGCCCACUGGUUGGCUUCAAUGAUGGAUAAGUAUGAUACAAGAUAAAAAAGUGUGUGGGGUUAUUCAAUGAACAGUGAGUUGUGAUGAAUUGACAAUAUACAACAUUGAGGCCAAGAUUGCUUACACAAUCUUAUUUGUUUUUGUUUUAAACAUAAUUGAGACACUUUAAGUUGGAGUUUAUGCCUUCAUUUGGACCAGAAGCAGAUGCGCGGAAGGUUUAACUUACCGUAUUUUCCGGCGUAUAAGACGACUGGGCGUAUAAGACGACCCCCAACUUUUCCAGUUAAAAUAUAGAGUUUGGGAUAUACUCACCGUAUAAGACUACCCCUCUUCCAAUGCACACCAAAUAAAAAUUAGCCAUGAUGUACAGUGAGCAGACAGAGCUACACAGCAAGACAUUAAAUAAUGAUAAUCUGAAAUAGCAUUUAAAGCCCUGGUAUGUGCCAGGCUGUUUAGGUAUAUAAUCCAUGCCUGCUGGUCUAGCACACAGGAGGCUAAUUGCGAUAUAUUCUUUUUACUCCCCCCUCCAUUCUUUUUAAUGCCCCCUUUUUACCCCCCCCAUUCUUUUUACUCCCCCUCUCCCCCCCCAAUCCUCCCUACAUUCUUCUCACCUCCCCUUCCCUGUGCAUAGUGGGUGGCCGAGCUCCUCUUCGUCCUGUCAGUCCGGCCGGGUACCGCGCGGUACAGGAGAUACCCGGCGUAUAAGACGACCCCCCACUUUGGAGAAGAUUUUCCAGUGUUAAAAAGUCAUCUUAUCCGCCAGAAAAUACAGUGAUUAACCCAAGUUUUUUUGUUUUCUCUAUAACAAGAUUACAGUGCUCUGGUAGGUACUGCAGAGCUGUACAAUAUUUGGCUAACCUUUGCAUCUUGUUCAAACUCUCUGCUUAGUAAAUAAAGCCUAGAGUGAUAACCAGGUUUGAGAUUUAUUAUAUUCUUUUACAAAGUGUAGCAGUAGCUGCCAUUUGAUAUCUAACCCUGUUUCAUUCCUGUGUAUGUUGCUUGUAAAGUCAACCUUUUGGCUUAUUUGUGUUCAUUUUUCUUUUCGCAUUUAAAAAGGCUAAAGUUACAGGAUUGCACGUUUCAGUGAAAUUCAUCCACUAAAUGGGUGGAUGUCAGAGUUAGAGAUCUAAAGGCUAUGUGGGCAUAGUUGGUAUACAUAAAUGAUACAUUUUGAGUCUCCUUCCUCCAUAUGUCUAUGCAUGUGGACAUCUAUCCCAUCUGUGUGUUUAUCCUGUCUUUGCAAAAAGUAUUGAUCUGUGUGAAACCAAUAGUCAGAAGAUGAGUAGGGGUUGGGGUGAAGAGAUGAGUCUGUGUUAGUCUCCCAGAGGAGGUCAAAUCCUAAAGUCUGUUCAUCUAACAUAAUAGGCAAAAAGACAAAAGGACCCUGACAGUCUUGACUGGGUGGACAUAAUAGAGGUGGAGUUAACCUUUUGUUCUCCCAUUAAAGAGAUGGGGGAGGAUAUACAAGGGCAACACUCCCUGUGGUGUGUUUUCCUUUGCCUGCUCUGUGACUCCCUUCCCCCAAACAAAACAUGCAGGGGAACCUGCUUCUUUUUUUUUUUUUAUUUCUUUUUUCAACAGAAAAUGUUGCUUAAUGUAAACUAGGGCUCUGUUAGCAAAAGCAAGUAAGAAUUCAUAUAAACUAAGAAAAUAAAAAUAUAAGAGGGACAAAUGACAAAAUAAAAAAAAACAUUUUUAUGCAUGUGCAUUGUAACUAAGAGCCACUAUUGCUGAACUUUGUUUACAGUGCUAGAGCAGCCAGUGUCAGCGCUUUGCACAUACAGUACUGGGGAUAAUUUCAUUAAAAUGACACAUGCAUUAGGUGAUCAGUAGUGUACAACAUGUGGAUAUCCUACAGUGUUGUUUAAUUGUGGCUUAGUAUUUCCUAUCAGAAAGACACCACUCCAUCAAGCACAUAUUACAUUUCAAAGACCAAUAAUAUUUUGUGUUUAUUUUGCCCUCUAGUGGUAUAAUAAUGAUAAUGUAUUUGAACACAAAAUUAAACCUAUGUAUUAUUGUCCUAUGCACAGGCUAAUUAUUAUUAUUUAUAUAGUGCCAGCAAAUUCCGUAGCGCUGUACAAUGGGUGGACUAACAGACACGUAAUUGUAACCAGACAAAUGGACAUAUCGGAACAGAGGGGUUGAGGGCCAUGCUCAAUGAGCUUACAUGCUAGAGGGAGUGGGGUAUAUUAGUUACACAUAGAGUAUAAGUAGGAGUAAUGAAAUAGGUUGCCAGAAAAGUAUUCACUGAGAACUUAUUUUUGACAGUUGCAGGAGAGGGUUCAAUGGGGGGAGGGGAAGAAUGGAAAUCCGCUAACCAUCAAAUAUGUAUGUAUGUAUAAGAUUUUAUUUUAUUUACAGGUAUUUAGUUUUAUUGCUCCCUCUCAGUAUUUUUAGGGUAAGUGGGGUAGGUAGGUCUUUAAUAGAUCCCCCCCUCCUGCCUUAUUGUCAUUUAGGGCCCCCAACUGCCGCUCAUGGGUUGAGGGGAUCCUAUGUCCCCUAUUUAGUUGAAUAGGACACAGUGUCCCUCCGCUAGUUAUUUUAAUAGGUGCCCCACCAUGGAACACUUUUUAUUGUAAAGGGGGGGGGGGGGGUCUUUUUAAUUUUUUUAAUAUAGCGGUAAGCAGCCGCUGGCUGCUUACUGUUUAGUAGACGUGCCCCUACUUGUGGUAUAACGAGUAGGGGCAGAAGGGAGAUUUUAAUCUCCCUUAAUUAUUAAUACUAAGUAAUCUUUACUUGGUGUUAGUAAAUUAGGCUGAAAGACCAGGGAGAAUUAGGAAACUACACUGAACAAAAUUAUAAACGCAACACUUUUGUUUUUGCCCCCAUUUUUCAUGAGCUGAACUCAAAGACUUUUUUCUAUGUACACAAAAGGCCUAUUUCUCUCAAAUAUUGUUCACAUAUCUUUCUGAAUCAGUGUUAGUGAGCACUUCUCCUUUGCUGAGAUAAUCCAUCCACUUUUACAGAAGUGGCAUAUCAAGAUGCUGAUUAGACAACAUGAUUAUUGCAAAGGUGUGCCUUAGGCUGACCACAAUAAAAGGACACUCUAACAUGUGCAGGUUUAUCCCACAGCAUAAUGCCACAGAUGGUCACAAGUUUUGAGGGCGCGUGCAAUUGGCAUACUGACUGCAGGAAUGUCAUCCAGAGCUGUUGCCCGUGAAUUUUGAAAAAUGGGGGCAAAAACAAAAGUGUUGCAUUUAUAAUUUUGUUCAGUGUAGUUUCCUACUAGGGAGAAUUAGGGAGCUAUUUACUAAGCGGCUACAAGAUGCAGCCGCGGCACGAACGAAUAGGAUCGGAAUUUCAUUUGAAUGAAAUGCUGAUCCGAACACUAAGUACCGAAUUGCAUCCUAACACGAAAAGAUAAACUGUUCUCAUUCUGUUAGGACGAAAUUUGGUAGUAUCACCGGCUUCCUGUCUAUGUGACAGGACGUUCGGGAAUACUGAAGGGAGGCACCGCGAGAUCAGAGAGUAAAGGGUGAGUAUUGUGAGAAAAUGUAUUUGACCCACAGAAAGUGGGUCAGAGCAGGUCAAGGAUAGGUAAAAAUACAUAAGACAAAGUAGUCACUACUUUGUCUUAUGUUUUAAAGAAAAGAAGAACAGAUCCUGAGAGAGGAAGCGAUUGGGACAAGGUAAGUUCGGUAUGAUGGUGCUUCUUUAAAAUGUUUUAAACUGACAUAAAUGUGUGAACAGUACUGUUAAUUGAAAACAUUGAAACUUGUAUAAUUGUAUCAUGUACAGGAAAUGUUUUCUGUGGAAAAACUCAAUAAAAUAUGAUUUACCAAAAAAUAGAAUAACAUGGAGAGUGAGGGAGGGAUCAAUAAUAACAGAAACUCACACACCAUCCCUAAGUUAAACUGUUCUGUUUUUUCUGCACAUUACGGCGCAGCCAAGAAAAGGGCAAAACAUAUCUGAAAUAUAUGAAAAGCAAUCUUAAAGGGAAUGCAAUCUGAUUUGAAAAGCUGUUUCACUUUACUUUCUUUUUGAAACUUUAUUAUUUAAGAAAGAUGUCUUGUGAAAAUUGGAGGCGUGGGUAAGGGGAGACUUAUACAAAAGAUGUUAAUGUGGAAGAAAAAUACAGCGUGAAUAUGAGGCCAAAACGUAUUAAACAUUUAAUUGUUUGGAUAAAAGAUUAAUUUGCACGAAUAAAUCGGCUGAUAAUGUUCUGAUUGUGACAGACAGAACUCAUCUAGUCUAUAUAAAAUAUUUUGAAUACCAAUCACAAACUUUUUUUUUUUUUUGUCUCUGCAGAUGAUCCAGUGAUUCUGGAAAGGGACAAGUUUCCCCUCCUUGAAAACUGUGGUCUCAAGUUCUCUUGGUACCGUGGAUUGCUUUCUCUGUAAAAGUAUACGGAUUAAAGUGAAUCAUUCCCAAAAGUUGAAAAUGUCUCCAACAACCACCAAGGAUACAGGCAUGUGCCCUGGAGGCACUUCGUUCCUUGUCUGCCUUCCACCUAUUUCUGAUAACAUACAGCUGAUCUGGACUCAGGCAGAGUUGACCAAUGAAUUAGAUGAUCACCCAGAGCUACUGCACACCUUUAGUUACUUCCCUUAUCCCACUAUGCCAGAAAUUGCUUUACUCUGCUUGCGUUGUGGGCUACAGAUGGAAAAGGUAAAGACUUGGUUUAUGGUACAGAGGAUCCGCUGUGGUAUUAGCUGGUCAUCAGAAGAGAUUGAAGAGACACGCUCACGUCUCGUGUACAGUCAGGACCAGCUACACUUCAAACCUCUUGUUGCCAUGGCAAAAAAAUAUAUUUUUCAGAGCCCAGAGAAACCAGCAGCAUGUGUUUCAACAGCUGAAUCAAGGGAACAAGUCAACUCUGCUUUACGUUCACAAACCACAUGUGAUGCUCCGCCGGAGGCCAAGAAGAUGAGAAUGGACUAUCCUACAUUAGAGGUAGAGAAAUCUAGGGUUAAUAUGUUUAACACAGAACGUAAAAUUCCUAGCCCAUCUAGAAUCAAUGAUCAUUCAGACACUUAUGGACAGCAUGUACCAGAUUUAUCUAUUGGUGCAGACUCUCAAUCGGAACUGAGGAGCACAUCAAGAAUUCCUGUUGCUGGUCACAUUUUUGGAGUUAAUGAUACACAAGCUAGCCCAGCUACAGCAAGCUACCUAUCUGAUGAGGAACACUGCAAGAGAAUGGAGAAACCAUCUUGCACUACAGAUGGUCUCAUGUCAGCUCAAGGUUAUGGAUACCAAGAGCAAAACAGUGGAGGUUCAAAACGUCAGCGAAAGACCAAAGAACAGCUAGCAAUUCUCAAAUCAUUUUUCUUAAAGUGCCAGUGGGCAUGCCGUGAAGACUACAAAAUGCUUGAGGAGAUCAGUGGCCUUCCAAGGUCCGAUAUUAUCCAGUGGUUUGGAGAUACCCGUUAUGCACUCAAACAUGGACAGCUCAAGUGGUUCCGGGACAAUGCUCAGGGGCGGCCCAGCUGGCUGGAUGAACCUCAGCAUCUAGUUACAAAUGGAAAACCAGUUGACCCAAAACUUUCAGGAAGCCCGGUUUCGGGAAAUGUAACACCAGUGGCUGAUUUCAAAGACAUAAAACUGUCCAUUCAGCCCACAGGAGCUGUACCAAUACAGGCACCGGCAGUUCAGGGUGGAUAUAUCUCCAAUAAAUCUUCAGAUUCAGUCACAGAAAAGGCUCCUGAUAACAUGGUUAUUACAUUGAUAUCUUCUUCAGGGACAGUGCACUCAGUCAUGCAGCCUGGACAAGACAUGCCAGGCACAAUUCCUCCUUUUACAGACGGUUCAAGGACAGAAGGGCAAAUUAUUCCACCUGAUCUGCAGACAACAGCAAAGACAUCUUCUCCUACCCCAUCUCCCAUGCCAGCUACUUUCUCUCAGGUGGACUAUGGUGUUUUGGAAAGAUACUGGUCAGUUCACCACCACAUCAAGGAAGAGGAUUGCCAGUCAUUGGCUGCAGAAUCUGGGUUAAGUCGUGAGCAAGUGCUAGAUUGGUUUUGUCGUAAAAGUGAACCAGCUGAAGUGGAGCUUUGCCUGGAAGAGGAAGGGGAAGAAGAAGAGGAGGAUGAGGAGGGGGAGGAGGAGGAGGAGGAGGAAGAAGAAGAAGACGAAGACAUGAUAGAGGAUUAUGAUAAACUAGAGGUAGAAGAGGAAGAUGAGUAUGAUGUAGUUAUCCAGGAUUAGUUCAUCUUUACAGAUUCACCUUAAGCACCAUAACCACCACAGCUCAUUGUAUUGAUUAUGGUGCUAGGAGACCAAAAUGGUUUAACAGAAAACAGGGGAAAGACUCCUAGCACCUUUCCCACGACAAUAUCCUGUUGUGGUUAAGGUGCUUAGAGUGUGCCUUUUACUUAUCUCAAUAUAUUUUUAUAUAUACAGUGCCACAGUAGAAGUUGUUUGGUAAGUGCAAAUAAUUACUUCCUAUGCAUAGGAUAUUUUUUAGUAAAACCAUAAAAUAAAAAAGGCAAAAGGAAAUAUGCCUUAAAUGUAGUGUUUACUACUUGUGAUAAUAAUAAGAUUCUGCUUUAUUUCUACCAAAAUUACAGUUUAAGUCAUGCAUCUGAUAUAACUGAAAUUCUCACAGAGGCUGUUCAUCAUUUCAUGUGAAAUGCACAUUGAAAUUAGCAAAGUAAGGUAAAUGCUUAUUUUAUCAGUAAAGUAAACAGCCAAGAAGAUCGCAUCCCUUUCUGGAGAAAUAAUUUUACAUGCAGGUGUGAUAAACAUUUACAAUGAUGUCACACAAAUGUUAAAAAAGCAAUGUUGCCACGGUUAAUGCUGCAGAUAUUACUAUCCCCCCCAUAAAUCGGCUGUAUCCUAGACAAUUACUGGUUGAGGUUUCAAAUUUGAGUAGACAUGGUUUAUUGAUGGCAUCAGUGAAAUGUGAGUACUAAUUAAUUCAUACAAGCAAAUUAAUGCUGUAAAAUACAUGUAGAUGCACUGCAGAACCUUAAAUUAACAAAUUAUUUCUAGCAAGGCCGCUCAGGCACUCUUCCUUUUGAGGUUGAUAAAAUAGUACUAUCAAAAGUGUGUAUUAUAAAAACCGUGUAAACUGCAAUUUUGCAGCUUAAAGUAGCAUUCUGAGCAGCCUGACCACUACAGCCUGCUGGCUGUAGUGAUUAUGGUGCUUAGAUUUAUCCUUUAAAUAUUUUGGAAGGACUUUAGAAUUGCUUAGUACCAAUGAUUUUCAUUGCAGUUUCAAAAACCACAAGGCCUAAAUAGGACAGAAGAUCCUAUUCUGUAACACAUGCACGACAACAUAGUAGGAGGGUCCCAAUUACCUCUAAAUUAGUAAAUUACCAAUAUUAAACGGAACUUAGUUUCAGUUGUGAACCAACCGGGAUAUUUGUUUAUUUGAAAAAUUAUGCUACAACAAUUAAAAAACAAACACAGAUCUGUAUAGUACACGAAUUCCUCUUUCUGUAUUCUGGAUUGAAUGUGUUUUACAUCUGGUACAUUCAUAAGAAUGUCACGUUUCAAUAUAUCUUUUAUUGACCUAUAUUACUUGACUUUUUUUGAAGAAUGAAGCUACAGCUAUAAUUUCUCGCCACAAAACUCCAGGUGACUUCUAUCUUCCAUAUCAUUGCAUUUAAAAUUAUUAUUAUUAUUUUUUUUUUUUUUUGUUACACCAUGCCCAACUUUAAAGUAAGUACCUUAGUUUCCAACCUGUGGCAGGGCUUAUAUACUCAAGCCCAGGAAUGGUACAGAUGUCUAAACGACUCAGACUGCUUGUGAUAUUGUUAAACCUAUGGAUGGGCAAUCUUGGGCAGAUGAGCAGCAGUGGACUUCGUCGUCCAUUUCAACCAAAAUCUUAUCGAUCUAUAAAACAGUCAUAGCAUACACUAGCAAACAUUAUCUGAUCCAACUUCCUUGUAUUUUGCUUUUGUAAUAUUACUUCCUAUUUGUCAUUCAGACUGUUUUUAUGUUUAAUUUAUAUUAGAUUAGUAAAUGAAAGUUUAUGGAAAUGUAAAUUGGGUUCCUUAUGUACAGAUUAUGCUAAAGUUCAAUAUAUUUGUUUUGGAUUUGUAUGUGAAUGCUUAUUUUGCAGCAUUGUCUUAGACAGUGGAAUAUAACCACUUUUUAUAAAAGAACACUUUGCUGUCACUAUUUUAAAUGGACACAACUUCAUAAAGUACAAAAGCUAUGUAUUUGUAUAUAAAACCGUGCACGCAGGGGUGUGGAUUUUUUUUUCUACUUGUAAAAGGGACUAAAGUGGUAGUCCAAGCUAUUUGUCUGUCAUACCAGUCUACCUGUCUCGAUGCAAAAAACAAUUUCAGAUUGUGGCUGUUGCUUCACUAAACUAAGAAUUCUCAUGAAUGAAAUCCUAAUGGAAAAACUGAGGAGGAAAUUGCUUAUCUGGAAAAAAUUGUAUAGUCUCAAAUCCUGCCACCCCCUCCCAUUUGGACUUUUGUGAAUAACCCUGUGCCCUCCUGUAGGCUCUUCCUAUGUUGUCCUUCCGAUAGUGUAAUGUGUGUUGGCACUGUGUACGGAUGUUUUGUGUGUUGCCAGUUAUUUGUGGACCAAUGAGCCAAAAAGGUAUUUUAGAGACAAGCCAUUUACCAUGUAGUCACUGAUAGCGAAUCUAUGCCACAUUGAGGUCUCUCUGCUGGCACACCAAAGGUUUGCGAUGUCUCAUGUACUCAGGGCUAGCGCUCCAUCCGCUUGGCGCAGACCGUAUUAAUUCCUACCUUGCGGUUUCAGUGCUCAGUGAGAGGGAACCAGUGUGCUGCCACUUGGAUUCCCAACAUGUACUCUAACUGAGCACUGGACUGAAAGGAGAGGUUGAUAUUGUCUACACCAGACGGAGUGGCUAAACAUGCUGGUCAACCAGAGAUUUACCACUACACCCCACUGGACCACAAGGGAGUCAUUACCUCCCACUGGAACAACCAGGUAUUUAUUAUUAACCCCCAUUAAACCAUUUUGGAAAAAUAGUCUCGUUUCUAUUUUAAAAAUUGUAUUAAUGCAGUUAAAUUAAAAUAACCACUCCGCUCAUAUAUCAUAAAUUGCUUUACUUCUGUUUUCAUGUUUAACGCUUUAGCUUGCUGAAAUGCUUUAUGCGCAAAGUGUGUAUCCUCUUUUUUUCUAUGUUAGAAAAAGUGCAGAUUUCAAUAGAAAUUGGCACAUUUAUAAUUUAACCUUGUUACACCUCCUUAUUGUCAAUCCGAUAACGUGUCCUGUUACUUCAUGUUUUUUUAGCUCGAUGAAGCUCAACUCAAAAGGCAGGUAAUUGCACACAGCCUUGCUGUUCUUUGAGCUGAAUUGGAAAGUCUGUGAUUGGACAUCCACAGAAAGACUGGGCUGGGAAAGAAGUUGUGAAAAAUGCAGCAAAACUUGACUGCAUUCAAUUUGGGUAUAUCUACUAAGUUUUUAAUUUAAAAAAAUGUGGAUUUGAUUUGCAAUUUGGGUACUUGGACUCCUAAAGUUUCACCAUCACUAAUCUAGACUUACAUUGCAGGACAGCAACUACAAAGUCCCGAGAUCAUCAAAUAUGCAGAUACUCUCAUUGAUGUCUCAUAAUGAAUAUAUUUCCUAGCAUUCUAAAAUUGUUUGUCUGUCUGUCAUGUGUGUUGGUGUGGUGUUUGUUAGCUGUGUGUUGAUGUGGUGUGUGCGUGUGUGUGCUGCCCCCCUUCCUCUAUGUUGAAAGCUUAGCAGGAGGGUGCAAAACAGAAUGCUCACAUCCACACACAUUGUGUGCUACGGUCCCUGGUAGUCAAUUGGGAGUUAAAGUUCCUGGUGGUCAAGUGUUGGGAGCAUUUGGUCUUCCCUUACGACAGGUGCAGACCACAGUAAUCACUCCCUUGUGGUCCAGCAUUCAGUAAGAGUACAGCCACCCACUUCCCAGCCUGCUCUCUGAUUCUUUAGUACCAGACUGCAAUGGAGCUUUUACUGUUAUCUCCCCCCUUCACACCAAGGUGCAGACCACAUGCUCUUUGCAUCAGACCAAGCAAUCCAGUUUCAUUUCCAAACGUGGCUGCAUGUCCCAGGUGUCAGGCGAUAAAAAUUCCACACCCCUGGUAAGUAGCCAUCAACAUAAAGUAUACACAACAAAGGCAUCUGUAUCUAUUACAUUCAACUUACAUUAUUUUCAGUUGUGUAAACUGAUACUGUACCAGUGUAUUCAGGAAAUCUAGUUUAUUAUAUAUUUCUUGUCAAAAGGAACCUAUUUUAUUUUUAUAAUAUAUUUUUAAUAAAACCAUCUUUUGUCAGACUGCUUUUUUCAUACUCCUCUAGAGGUCACUAGAUCACCAUCAUAUUUCUUUUCCAAUAUUACAUUGGGGAAGUAACGCACAGCCGAAUACUUGCAGGGUUAUUUACUAAAGUUCAAAUAACCCUAUUGCAAAUGGGGCAAAAGUAUUUGCUACAGGAUGGUGCCAUUGUCUGCAAAAUCCAGACAUUUGUCACAAUAUGUAACAAUGUUGAAUGGUCGGAGCAGACUCAAAAUUAACCUGGAUUUGACCAGAUCAGAAGAUAGACUGCUGAAAUCUUUAGCCUGAACGAAUUGCCAGCUGGCAGCACAAGCAGCCAGUGGGCAAAUCGUAAAUAAAAAUCUCAGCAGUAUGUUGAUUAAUCAUGCUGCUAGGCAGCCACCAUAUUAAUUAGUAAAACCCCAAAACCUCUGAAAAUAUCUGAUUCCGAUCCGGUCCCCUACCAGAGAUAUUCAACUCAAAACUGAGGAGAAUUGUUAAUAAAGUUGCACGUUAUUGUAACCAUAGAAAAUAAAUUGGAGAAGUCGAUUAAGUAAACUUAAUCUAAAAAAAAAACAUUUUGAACCAAGCUUGAACCCUUCUUAUUAUAAAUUGACCCAAAUGUGAAACAAUCUGGAGUAUUACAUUAAAGGACCACUCUAGGCACCCAGACCACUUCAGCUUAAUGAAGUGGUCUGGGUGCCUGGUCCAGCUAGGGUUAACCCAUUUUUUCAUAAACAUAGCAGUUUCAGAGAAACUGCUAUGUUUAUGAAUGGGUUAAGCCUUCCCCAAUUCCCUCUAGUGGCUGUCUCAUUGACAGCCACUAGAGGCGCUUGCGUGCUUCUCACUGUGAUUUUCACAGUGAGAGCAUGCCAGCGUCCAUAGGAAAGCAUUAUGAAUGCUUUCCUAUGUGACCGGCUGAAUGCGCGCGCAGCUCUUGCCGCGCGUGCGCAUUCAGCCGACGGGGAGGAGAGAAGGAGGAUCGGAGGAGGAGAGCUCCCUGCCCAGCGCUGGAAAAAGGUAAGUUUUAACCCCUUUCCAGAGCCGGGCGGGAGGGGGACCCUGAGGGUGGGGGCACCCUCGGCACUAUAGUGCCAGGAAAACGAGUAUGUUUUCCUGGCACUACAGUGGUCCUUUAAGACUUAAUUUCUAACCCUAAGGAACACGAAUGUGCAAAAUGUUUAUAUGUACUUCUUUAUUGUAAUGUGCUCUAGAGAUUAGUGUUUGGUUCACAUACCUAGGACCAUGUUGAGCUGAGAUAUUGAGGUUUCUGUAAACAUCUGUGUAACCAAAAUUUGCAAUGCACUAUGACACAAAGAUGGCCUCUGUGGUUAAACCAAUUGAAAUAAAACAAAAAAAACUGGUAGUUUUGUAAUACCAAUACAUAGAGAUAAUGAAUUAAAAAAAGUUGGGAAUUUUAAAAACGGUUAAGCGAGCUAUGCUGGAUCUCUUGAGAUGGAUUAACCCCAGACCAACUGCCUCCUGCUGAUUUUUGUAGGUUUGAUUGGAUUGGACGAAUUCUGUCCAGAAUUAGAUGUAGUAAAUAUGAGAAAUGCCAUUACGGUUGGAAAUUGACCAUCUUCACUAGAUUUAUCCAUACAGACAAAAUCCAGUUUUCAGGAACUAGCCCUGUUAGUUUCUUCUGAAACCCCAUGUAUUCUUACCACAACACUAAUCAUGAAAUAAAAUCGUGAAAAAAAUUAAGAAAAACUGAUAUUUCAUAAUUUUGCUCAUAAUAACUUCUACAUAACUAGUAAAUAACUCAAUAUAAAUCCAAUUAUUAGUCCUGAUUUUGGAAAGGCCUCAUUAAUUUUUGGAAGCAAUAAGACAAAUAUAGUAAAAGAUUUACAGUUUAUGGACUAAACGUUUGCCAAAUUUGGCAAGCAACAUAUGACUUUCAUACCAGUUGCAGACUCCAUAAUCACUGCACAAAAGUAUAUAUUUGUAGAAAGUAAAUCCUUCAAUGUACUUAAUAUAAGGAUAUGAAAUAGUUAACUGUUUUUGUUUUAUAUGCUUUAAAAUAAUGUUUGAAAAAAUUAUGCUGACCUUGGCAGAUGUAUUCUGUAACAUGCUUUGAGAGGCCUCCCUUCUACAGGAUGUAUGACCUCGCUCGACCUCAGGAUGUUCCUGUCUCGUCUUUAUUCAAAUGCUUAUCUUUUAAUGUCAGACAAGUAUGUACUAUUAACUACAAGGAAACGAUAAAUCUCGCUGCUUGCGUGACAAACUGUGUAUAAAUGCUAGCCCUGAAAAUAUACCUACUGAGAACUUGUUAAGCACUCUUUCGUGUCUGUGUCUUAAUUUGCUAAACAAGAACUCCCGUGAAUUGAUCUGGUGACUCGAGAAUUGAGGGGAGUUGAGUCCAGAACAGCAUUAACCCUUUCAGCUUGGUGUUAGAAGUGGGAUCAGCAAAGCCAUUGGGUAAGUAGCCUUUUUGUGUCUUAUUGACGCUGAUUGUCUAUGACCCCCUUUGGUUCAGUAAGUCUGUAUCCAGUACAGUAAGGUGUAAGGACUUUAGUUAUAUUGAGACUGUAAAUAGGUCUCAGGUUUUUACUGGACAGUUGGUCUAGUAUAGGGUUCUUGGUAACCCAGGUUAGUAUCUAAGAUAGAUACAGGGUAUCUCAGGUAAAUAUAGGUUUUGAGACUAUAAAUGAGUCUUCGGUUUAUUAAGACUGUAGGUGUUCUAGGCAACACGGUUUAUAGAUCUAGAAUAACCCAAACUUCUUGUUCCUCUGGUCACCCUGUGUCUGCUUUGUGUUUAUUUUGCUUGUUAAGUAGAGACACACUAUUGGUAAGUAGGUAGUGUCUCUACCCUGAGCCAGAAAUAUGGGAAAUAAUCAGUCUAUUUCUUACCCUUUACCCCACCCAGGGGAGUCAUGUCUAAAUUAUGUUACUAGAAUAGGAGCACAAGGAGGAUUUCUUACAAUCCCCUUUGUGUCAAAUUUAGCAGGAUGGACAGAGACUAUGAAGUCAUCUGAUCCUUUUCCCAGGUGUGGGGCUAAUGAUGAUUUCCAUAUGAAUAUGAUUCGAGGAUUGUGUUUGGGAAGUCAUGGCCGUGGUAUGGUCCUGAUCCAGAUUGGGAUAAGGAAUAUAUGAAAGCAGGAGGUGACAAUUGGUUGCAGAUAGCCCCUCAUUGGUUUCCUUGUAGUGUAACAGGAAAGGUUUUAAAGGGAGCUAAGAAAGACCUGGCUAAGAGAAAGGGAACUGUUGACAGUAAAACCAUCUGCUUUCCCUUAGAAGCCCCUCCUGAAAAUCCAUAUCCACCACCAAUUGUGCCCCCUACCCAGUCAGCCCCCGGCCAUGCCCAACCACAACCCCCACCUCCCUAUAAAGCAAUGUAUCCUGCUGUACCUAAUGCCCCCUCAGAUGAUGAUAUAGAAGAUAUUUGUAUUGCUGCAGCUGUUAAUUCACAAUCACAGCAAUUACAGGAAUCAUCAUCUACACCAGAUUCUGAUAUAGAAUAUCCACCACCACCUCCCGGUACAAUUAAAUUAACAGUACAAACGGGAGUUAAACUUAAAAGUGGCAAGGUGAUGAUGAUGUAGAGAUGCCAGAAUUAGAAGGUGCUGAUCUUACUGCCCCGUUCAUGACUGUUGGUAAUCAGUUAAUAAUGAAACCCAUUAACCCCGGAGUACUCAAGGACAUUAUUCAAGGUGCCCCAAACCCCCGUACUAAUCCCUCUGCAUGCCUAAUUUAUCUGAAAAGAAUGUGCUUAGGACAGAACAUGACACAGAUAGACAUACAGUUAAUUAUAAAUGGAAUAUUAGGGUAUGACUCAGAUUCUGGUUGGGAUUGGUCUAGGGUACCCUCUAUCAGUGAGACAGACAACGGUACUGGAGUUGGAGAGGCUGGUAGUGAUGGUGUUUAUGAGCUUAGUACUUCAGCAGGAUGUGCUAAAAUGUGGGACGAGGUGGAAGCUGAAAUAUUAAGAUUAUGGAAGAAUAAGCAGUCUAUAUCCACUGCUUUGGCAUGUAAGCAAGGUGCAAAGGAAGAGAUUGGUAUUUUUGUAAAGAGAUUUUACAAGUGUUGGAAGGAUGAGGCAGGUUUGAAGUCUGGAGAUGAUAUGGAUCUCCUUAAAAUACAGUCAUGCCUUGGUAAUAUGUUGCCACAGUAUUCUUUGCUUGUGAAACAGUUGAUUUCAGACUGGGCCAAUUUGGGUGGCUCAGAUUUUCUUACUAAGGUUAUAGAGAAGGAAAAUGCAGGUUGUUUUGACUUAAGAAAAGAUCCAGGAAGUAAGGUUGCUUAUUAUGCUCAGGGAUUGCAACACUGUCCACCUACACAGGCCUGAGAGAGAGGAUGGGAUGAAGCACAUAGAGCCCGUGGAAGGGGUGGUCAAAGAUGGGCAAGGGGAUGGAGACAGGGAAAUCAGGGUUAUAGGAGCAGGGGUAACCAAGGAGGAAUAGACCGGAACACUUGUUUCAACUGUGGCCAGCAUGGCCACUGGAGGAAUGAGUGUCCACACCUCAGGAAACCCCAGCUGCCCCAACAACCCCACAAUUCUCAAAAUACACCACUGGCCAGCACUUCCCUCUCCCUCCUCGCUCCAGCAAACCCAAACUGCACUAGGGCCAUUCACAGGUACCACUGACCAGCACACCCAUCACAUCCCAUGGCCCCAAUAGUGCUGCCUUGAAGGUGACACUCCAACUUUUCCACUUUUGUCCUCUACUAAUGAUGAUCAGCCAUUUUGCAUUCUGGUCAUAGAAGGUAGAUCCUUGCCAUUUUUGGUAGAUACUGGAGCUACGUGUUCCAGUCUCUGUGACACCUAUUAUCAGGGGACAAGGGAAAAGUCUACACCUUCAUUGGGUAUUAAUAGAGUGUCAACACCCACUUUUGUCACACCACCACUGUGUUUUCUGUCCUCUUAAUAGUUCUUCUACCGUGCACCCUUUUCGUCUAAUACCUAAAUAUCCUGUUAGUUUGCUGGGAAGGGAUCUUCUAGGUAUUCUGGGAGCUACCAUUACUUGCACACCCUCUGGUGGUAUUGAUGUGUCUAUGUUGUGUUCUGAAACUAUUGAUUUGUCUGAUGUUCCUUCUUCUGUGUGGGCUUCAUCUAAGCUAGAUGUAGGAUUUGUCAACUGCACCCCUUACAAAGCCAAACUAAAACCAGAUGUAACUCCUAUCUACCUUAAACAGUACUCCCUGUCAGAAUCCAAGGUUGAGGGAGUUCGCCCCAUGAUCCAAUCUUUUCUAGAGCAGGAAAUACUAAAGCCAGUAGUCUCCCCGUAUAAUACACCUAUUAAUCCAGUUCCUAAAGGUAAUGGUUAUCGCUUAGUUCAGGACUUUAGAGCCCUGAAUAGUUUAAUUGUGCCCAUUGACCCUGAUGUGACAUCCCUCAUUACAGCCAUUCCACAUGAUGCCACUUGCUUCACUGUCAUUUAUUUAAGUAAUGCAUUUUUUUCUAUACCAAUUGAUCAAGCGACACAGCUACUUAUGGCUUUUACUUUUGAAGGCUGUCAGCAUACCUGGACACGCUUACCCCAAGGCUAUGAGGAUUCCCCAGCCGUUUAUUCGCUGGUACUCCAACAUACUCUAAAAACAUGGACCCCCGGUCAUGGUUCCGUCCUUUUGCAAUAUGUUGAUGAUUUGUUGUUAUGUAGCCCUAGCUAUGAUGCAAGCACUGUGGAUACUGUCAGUUUGCUCAAACACUUAGCAACUGUGGGUCACAAGGUUGCAAAACACAAAAUGCAAUUGUGUAAAUCAAAGGUUGAUUACUUAGGUUUUGUUCUGGCUUCAGGCACCAGACAAUUGAGUACAAAACGUAUUGAGGUCAUUCAGAGGUUUCCUAAACCCACUACUCGGAAGGAGUUGCUCACCUUCCUCAGCAUGAUUAAUUACUGCCGCCAAUGGAUCCCUGAAUGCUCCCAUUAUGACUCAAUCGUAAGGGAGGCUGUACGUUCUGACAGCCCUGAAAAUGUCUGCUGGUCACUAGACAUGCUAGCUGCGUAUAUUGCCCUCAAAGUUGAUAUUGUGCAAGCCCCGGCUUUAGGACUACCUGUUUAUUGUAAACCAUUUCAUUUGUAUGCUCGGUGUGGUGUAUCACCAAACUCUAUAAAUUAUUAUGUACGCAUACACAUAUAAACUCUGGUCCGUCUACUUUAACAAAUAUUUAUUCAGAGACAAAACAACAACAACAUACAAAUAAUGACACACAAUCUAACUAACUAUACCAACAACAACCUAACUAACAAUAACAACUACAUCUUAUAAAAUCCCACUCACAGUUCACCAUGAUAGAAAUUAGGCCAUGUCUGCUUAAAGGACUGCUCAGUAGCACAGCCAAGAAGGAACAGAGAGGAAUGGAGAUAGGGGGAAGUGGUUAUCUCUUUCCUGACUAGUAAAGGUAUUGAAUUACCAAUUAACAUUUCAAAAGGGUAAAGCUUAUCCCACUGUAAGAGCUUGGUCACAUGAUCCCUGGUCACCAUAUUAGUUUGAUGACAGAAUGUCACCACAUUCCCUCACUUUUUUUUUCUCUUAUGUUGAGCACAUUUAAAAGUGAGAGAAUAUAGUCAAACAGGGGUUGCAUCACCCCACAUUCCCCCAAUUUCAAUUGUUUUCAGUUGUUCCGUUUUUAAAUUAACCACUGCCCAAGUGGGUUGGUAAGAACCCUGGUAGUUGUUCAUUAAUAUUAUAUGGUAAUGUGUUCAUGUGAAGUAGUAAUAUCUAGACGCAAUCAACCCCAUACAGUAAUUAUCACUAGUUUAUGACACAAUAUGAUGUUUAAUUUCGCCUGGGACUGGAAUCUGAAGACUGUGACUGAUCUGUGUGCUUGAUAGCUGUGAUUUUAGAAUGAACUCUCCUUGAAUAUUGUCUUUGCCAAUCCAUUACAAAGCUUGAGGUUUGUAGGUUUAAUGACACAUGCAAGUUCAUGAGUGUAGGGUAAACUCUUUCUGUGACCACCUUGAAAUGACACAAAUUCCUGCUUCUUGCUGUUCCUUUACCCCCAUUCUGGGCUGUGUUAAUAGUUUGACUUGGUAAUCUCAGCACUUCUUCAUCUGUAUAGUAUCCAUUUUCGGGAUAAUAGUUUGACGUGUAAUCCCAGCACCUCUUCAUCUGAAUAGUAAUCAUUUUCAGUAUAAUAGUUUGUUUUGGUAAUCCCAACACUUCUUCAUCUGUAUAGUAUCUAUUUUCAGGAUAAUAGUUUGACGUGUAAUCCCAGCACCUCUUCAUCUGAAUAGUAAUCAUUUUCAGGAUAAUAGUUUGUCUUGGUAAUCCCAGCACUUCUUCAUCUGUAUAGUAAACUGUGACAGGACAUGUCAGUUACCUUUGCCUCUCUGGGCCUUCCAAUUAAAAUGUUCUUUGAAUCAAACACAGACAAUGAAAUAUGUACAACAGUAAUCAGCAUAUUGUCUUGUGUCAAAGGCUUAACUAGUUUUGUCUAAUAAAAUCUAUUUGGUUGUGGUGUCUUAAGGCUAUGUUUACAUUUUAGAGGUAUUUAAAAGACCCACAAAUGUCUCCUGAAAUUUUGAUUAAUUUAGACAUUUACUCCACACCUGAUGGAGAGUUGAACACAAAACCAUAUUAGUUAUUUUAUAAUUUACUGAUGAAUACAUGCAAUAAUCACAAAAUGUACAUAGUUUAAACCGAACAUUAUUAUACAUGAACGUGAGUGGGAAAGAUGUAAGGGUGAAAAAUGUAUUCGCAAUUGAACGUAGGUGCAAAUUCUCAUACCCAUAACUAUUUAACCCCCUGCGGAUAGCUAAAUAGAACAAAUAGCAUACAUUUUCACUUUAUUAUUUAUGCCAUCUUCACUCAAAGCAAUCUAAUUUCCCUAUAUUCUUAAAAUUCCCAACCAUAUAACAAUCUAACAUAGGCACCUUUACCUCAAAUACAAACUGUUCAUUCUCUAUUAAACACACAGUGUAAAAAUUUAAAUUUUAGCCUGGCUAAACAAUAGCCACCACACUGUAUUAGCCCCAAUACCUUUAUCAUGUAAACACAAUGCUCCUACCCAGAAUUCAAUGGUUCAAACAGACAAAAGAUAACCCACCAAAAAAAAAACAGUUUGCUAUUUAAACUUAGAAUGCAGGGAAGCCACAAAAUGUACAAAAUGUAACAUCUAAAAACAAUUACAAUAUAUUCAGUUUAGUUCUAGUUAGAUGCAACAGGAGAGAGAGACAAUACAGCACAUGGGCUAUUAAAAAUGGCCGAAACAUCAAUAGUACCAAUGCAGUGCAACUAUUCAAUCUUCCCCUUUAACCCCUUAAGGACGGAGCCAAAUGUACACGUUGUGAACAAAACAAAAUGUAAACAAAACCUGGCAUUUGCGCUACAUGUCUGUCCAACCGUAAUACACCUCUUUCAUAGUAAAUGCACCCACCCUUAUUAUAUAUAUCAUUUUAUUCAGGGGAAACAGGGCUUUCAUUUAAUAUCAAAUAUUUAGCUAUGAAACAUAAUUUAAUAUGAAAAAAUGGGAGAAAAUACGAUUUUAUUGGAUUUUUUUAGUUCUACAUGACAAUUAAACGGUCAGUGUCAUAAUACUGUUUGCUUUUACUGCAAUAAAAUACACAUAUUUGUAUUCAGCAAAGUCUCACGUGUAAAACAGUACCCCCUAUGUACAGGUUUUAUGGCGUUUUGGAAGUUACAGGGUCAAAUAUAGCACGUUACAUUUGAAAUUGAAAUUCGCCAGAUUGGUUACGUUGCCUUUGAGACUGUAUAGUAGCCCGGGAAUGAAAUUUACACCCAUAAUGGCAUACCAUUUGCAAUAGUAGACAACCCAAGGUAUUGCAAAUGGGGUAUGUCCAGUCUUUUUUAGUAGCCAUUUGGUCACAAACACUGGCCAAAGUUAGCGUUAGUAUUUGUUUGUGUGUGAAAAUGCAAAAAAUGCCAAUUUUGGCCAGUGUUUGUGACUAAGUGGCUACUAAAAAAGACUGGACAUACCCCGUUUGCAAUACCUUGGGUUGUCUACUAUUGCAAAUGGUAUGCCAUCAUAGGGGUAAUUUUCAUUCUUGGGCUACCAUAGGGUCUCAAAAGCACCGUAACCAAUCUGGCAAAUUUUAAAGUGAAAAAAAUGAAACGCAAGUCUUAUAUUUGACGCUGUAACUUUUGAAAACACCAUAAAACCUGUACAUGAGGGGUACUGUUGUACUCGGGAGACUUCACUGAACACAAAUAUUUGUGUCUCAAAACAGUAAAAAGUAUCAUAGCAAUAAUAUUGUCCGUUUAAUGCUGUUUGUGCGUGAAAAAUGCAAAAAACGUCACUUUUACUGGCGAUAUCAUCGUUGUAAUACAUUUUACUGUUUUGAAACACUAAUAUUUGUGUUCAGCGAAGUCUCCCGAGUAGAACAGUACCCCCCAUGUACAGGUUUUAUGGUGUCUCGGAAAGUUAUAGGGUUAAAUAUAGUGCUAGCAAAUUAAAUUCCCUUUACUUUCGGCAUGGGUUGUCAUGCAGGUCCUGCUAAUUGUAAUUAAUUAAGAUACCUAAUUAUGUAAAAAUAUUACAUAAAUAUAUAUGUAGAAUCAAUAUAUGUAUAUAUAUACGUAUGUGUAUAUAUAUGUAUAUAUCUAUAUAAUUUUUUAAAAAUAUUUUUAUUUAUAUAUAGGUAUAUAUAUAGUGAUAUAUACGUAUAUAUUUAUGUGUAUAAAUAUAUAUAUUAUUUCGUUCUAUGUGUAUUUUGAUAUAUAUAUAUAUAUAUUAAUUUCACAAUACAGUUAGAACGAAAUAACACACAUCUAUAUAUUUUUUAAUUAUUUAUUUUUAAUUAUUUUUGUAAUUUUAUUUUUUAACGUAUUUACAUUUUAAUUUUUUUUAUAAUAUAUAUAAAUAUAUAUAUAACAAUAAUUAUAUAUAUAUUUAAUCAGUAUCAGUGUACGUGUAAUUUGAUAUUAAUAUAUAUAUAUAAUUAUAUAUAUAUUAAUAGUAAAAUACACCUAGACGGUGUACAUGUGUGUAUGUAUAUGUGUAUAUAUAUACUUUGAUCAUAUAUAUAUAAUAUAUAUAUAUGAUCUAAGUAUAUAUUAUUUAUUUUUUUACACUAUUUAUUUAUUUUAUUUUAUUUUCAGCCAGCAGGGGGACCACCUGUCAUUACAGGCAGCCCCCUGCUGGCAAUACAGAAGCCAGCUAUCCCCGGCCAUGUGAUUGUGGGGUCCUCGCUAGGACCCCACUCUCACACGGCCGGGGGGCUUCCUGGAGGACGGUCGUGCCGCGGGGGGCUCCCUGGGAGUCCCCCCCACCGCGAUCGCCGGCGUGGGACCGCCGGCGACCGGGUAAGUACAGAAAGACCGGAGGGCGUACUAUUACGCCCGGCGGCGUUUAGAGCCGCCUAUUAGAGGACGUAAUAGUACGCCCUCCGGUCUUAAGGGGUUAAUCACCAAUACUUUAAAACUGUGUAUAAACAAAAUUAAACUAUAAAUGCUACAAUUUGCAACAAAAUACGUUCUGUCAGUCAUAAUGCACAAACAUUAUGCUCCUAUCCUGAAUUCAAUGAUUCAAACAGACAAAAGAUAACAACAAAAAACGUUUGCUAUUUUAACUUAGAAUGCAGUGAAGCCCCACAAUUUAACACCUAAGAAAACAAUUAAAAUAGAUUAAGUUUCAUUCUAGUUAGUUGCAACAAGAGAGACAAUACAGCACAUGGGCAAUUAAAAAUGGCCAAAACAUCAAAGGUUCCAAUGCUAUUCAAUUUUCCCCUUUUAUCACCAAUACUUUAAAACUGUACAGAAACAAAGUUAAACCUAUAAAUGCUACAAUUUGCAUCAAAAUAUGGUCUGUCAGUCACAAUACACAAAUUCAAAACAGUCAACCAAACAAAUGUGUAUAUUUGUUUCAACAAAAUGAAUCCUAUGCUAUAUAGUCUCUUUCUCUUAGAUUAUGUAUCAAUAUGGUAGUUAUUGCGCCUCACAAACAUUUGUUGUAGAAGUCUAAAAUUCGUGGUCGCCAAAUGUGGUGUAUCACCAAACUCUAUAAAUUAUUAUGUACGCAUACACAUAUAAACUCUGGUCCGUCUACUUUAACAAAUAUUUAUUCAGAGACAAAACAACAACAACAUACAAAUAAUGACACACAAUCUAACUAACUAUACCAACAACAACCUAACUAACAAUAACAACUACAUCUUAUAAAAUCCCACUCACAGUUCACCAUGAUAGAAAUUAGGCCAUGUCUGCUUAAAGGACUGCUCAGUAGCACAGCCAAGAAGGAACAGAGAGGAAUGGAGAUAGGGGGAAGUGGUUAUCUCUUUCCUGACUAGUAAAGGUAUUGAAUUACCAAUUAACAUUUCAAAAGGGUAAAGCUUAUCCCACUGUAAGAGCUUGGUCACAUGAUCCCUGGUCACCAUAUUAGUUUGAUGACAGAAUGUCACCACACUCGGGACAACUGUAAAACCAUGGCCGCGGUCUGUGCACAAGCCGCGGUCUGUCCCAUAGCAUUCUUUUCCAAAGUAGUUCCAGCUCCGGUACAGGGUAUGCCGGCGUGUCUCAGAGCAUUGGCAGCAUGUGCAAUGGCUGUUGAGACUGCUACUACUAUCACACUAGGGCAUCCUACAAUACUCCAUACCAGUCACCAGGUCACUCAGCUUAUAAAAAAUCUCACCACACAACACAUGACAGCCCAGCGCUUAAGUGGUUAUGAGAUUCUUCUUCUUAAUACCCAGAAUCUGUCUAUAGUCCUGUUAAUUCUGGUCCUAUGUCUGUUUUGCAUGCUAUUUUCACUUCUGCAUCUGACUCUGUGUCUAUACCAUCUGAGCCUCAUAAUUGCAUUGAACAAAUACAUAUUGGCACAUCUCCCAGAGCAGACCUCUCCUCCACAGCACUCAGUGGCCCGGAUGUGACCACUGUCUUUGUGGAUGGCUCUUGCUCCAGACCAAAUGACGGUACUUACCUCACAGGCUAUGCCGUGGUACAGUUACCUGAUAAAAUCAUUGAAGCUGACACUAUUUUCCAGCCGUCUGCACAAGCUGCAGAACUCAUUGCUCUCACACGUGCCUGUCAGCUUUUCUCAGGACAGAGAAUGAACAUUUACACAGACUCAUGAUAUGCUCAUGGGGUAGUGCAUGAUUUUGGUGUGAUUUGGAAACAAAGAGGCUUUGUAGGAGCCGAUGGAAAAGCCAUUUCACACACAAAUCUCAUCCAAUCACUCCUAGAUGCUAUCCUACUCCCAUCUGAAGUAGCUGUUAUCUACUGCAAGGCACACACUCUGGGUAGUGAUGACAUUUCCAGAGGUAAUGCCUUGACUGACAAAGUGACAAAAGAAAUUGCAGCCAAGACUCUUUACUAUGAAAUGUUUCCUGCUAUGCUCACACCUCCCACAUGCCCUACUGACAGUUUGCUUUUGCAGCUCCAAGCCUUUGCAACGCAAUCUGACUUUGAUUUUUGGAUUAAACAAGGUUUAGAGAAAGAUCAGCAUGAUCUUUUCUCUAAAGAGGGGAAGAUAGGCAUAACUGAAGCCAGCUGUUUUAUCUUCAUCAGUCAGGCACAUGGUCCUGGCCACAAAAGCAUAGCAAGUACCAUCCAAUUCCUCAUGAAUUCAUUUUAUAUUAGGAAUCUCAGGCAGCAUGUACAGUCUUUUGUAAGAUCGUGUGAACCAUGUAUGAGAACACGUCCUAAUAUUCCACAUUUGCCCCCUCCAGCUGCUCCUUUUACACACUUACAGAUUGAUUUUACUCAUGUACCAAAAAUUGGUAAGCAACAGCAAUACUUACUGGUCAUAGCUGAUCAGUUUAGUAGAUGGCCCGAGGCCUUUGUGACAUCUAGGGAAGAUGCUAGGACUGUAGUGAAGAUUCUUGCUACUGAAAUUAUUCCCAGGUAUGGCUGCCCACUGCAGAUUAACUCUGAUAAUGGCCUGGCUUUUGCCUGUAAGGUUACCCAGGAACUUGCUAAAUUCUUGCAAGUUACCUGGAAGUUUCAUAUACCCUAUCAUCCACAGAGUUCAGGAGUAGUUGAAAGGAUGAAUAGGACCAUUAAGGAGAAGCUUAUGAACACUACUGCAGGAACAUGGGUAAAUUGGACAAAAUAUCUUCCAGCUAUUUUAGCUGAGAUAAGAAUGACUCCUCACAAGGUGACUAAAUUAUCUCCAUUUGAGAUUCUGAUGGGACGACCUUUUCCCACACCCUGGGCCAGGGAACCGCUUGUUAUUAUGUCUGGGGAUUUACAGCUAAUACAAGAACAAUAUGUACAGGAAUUUAUGGAAGGUAAAAGGAAUGGUUAAAAAACCAAAACCGAUCUAUAGGUGGAGCGCUCCAAGUGAGUUGACUCACCCCACUCUUGGUCUAUGUAAGAUGACCUGUACGUGGGGAUGAAAUAAACAAUAAUAUGGUGUAGUAUAUUAUAAGUAAUACUGGAGAAAGUGAUGAGGAAUAUAGAACCACUCACAUGGUUUGGGGUCACACGGAACCUUUAUGUAGACAAGGAUCUCUUUGUACCUUUAACGGAUGGAAACCAAAUAUAGUGCAGUAUAUCGAUAUAGGUGUAAUUGCCAAGAAAAUGCUGAAAGUUGCUCACCUGAUUCAGAGCCUAAAUCCUGGCUCUGAAUAUAUAAAUGUAUGUGUCAGAAAGGGGACACAAAACCCUUUUAGAUGAAUAGCAGGAACACAGGAUGCUGGUAUCCACAGUGGAUUAUAAGGUAAACAAUUUAUUGUAAAAUAUAAGGUAUAUAUAACAAAAAUAAAAACUAUAUAAAAAUACAGUAAUAAAAAGAAAGUCCUUAAUCCUGUUGAUCCUCCGAGACGCGUUUCGCCCAGCGGCUUUUUCAAUCGGUAUCAUCAUCUGUGUUCCGGUUUUCCUUUUAUAUCUUCAAUUCACGCUUGAUAGAAGACUUCCUUAAUUGCGGAUGGUUGGCGGCUGUGUCGCGUAACGUCAUUUCCGCUUGCAUCAUCAUCCAGAGCGGUCGCAUUUCUAUUAGUUCAUACAUAUGUAAGUCUUUGGUCGCCAUCUUAUUUAAGGGCGAGAUGCGAUCUCUGUAUGCACAUAAAGAGUCUCUCACGUAGAGACAUCAUAGAAGAUGAGGGCAAACGAAUAUAAAUAGAAAAUUCAUGAGACAUUGAUACAUAAUGCGGUUUAUAACAAUAUUUAAAUAAACUUAUUUCAUAUAACAAUAUAAUUUGUAUUUUUAUCUUUUCGUUAACAAUUAUAUUAAAAAUACGACACUUCAAUGUUUAUAAAAUUUAGGCAUAAGACAAAUCACCCUUAUAUCUUAAUUUUCUGACAUAUAGUAUUGUUAAAUACCUAUUAAGUGUCUUUGUUUUUAAAAAGGGGAUUUCACCUGGGGAAUCACUAGUAAAAACGAAAUACACUUCAUCCUAUGAAUAUAAUGUAUAUGUAGUCCUAAAACAGAAUGUUUAAAUGUGUAUAAAUCUCUCUUAAAGGGAUAGACAGUAUUUAAUCUAUAUGUCAUAGAUAAGGUAGACUAUUUAAAAUCUAAUAUGCAUAUAUAUCUAUAUCUCGAGAUAAUGAUAGCCUACAAUAACAGGCCGUUUCUACAUUCCUCUUAAAGAGAUAGAGUUUGUUAAAUAAAAUAAAACUAAAAGAAGCUAAUUCCUGCAUUGAUAUACAUAUGUAUCGAUCUAUGUAUCUUAUAGAUAAUGAUAUUAAUGUGGCCCAUGCCUAUCUCUCCACACUUAAAAUACCAUUAUAGUGACAGAUAAAAUGUAUAAACAUAUAUUGUGGGAUUAAUUAUAAUAGUAUAUGUUGAAAUACAUAGUCUUGAAAAAUCCUUAUUUCUUGUACGGAAAAUAUAUUUCUAUCAUCACAUGCCAGUGAAUAAAAGAUAAAAAACAAAUUCCUGUCAGGUUACCUGUAAAUUAUGCCUCUGAGGAGGUCAGUCUCUCUUCAUAGGGGCUCCCCUCCCCAAGCAUUUCGGCAUUUUCUGGCCGUUUUUCCGCCGGCCGCGCUAGCUCCUCCCCCUUUUUUGACGCGACGGCUAGCAUCAACGUCAUGACGUCAUCAUUACGUGAAGCGCCGGGAACCGCAAUCCCGGACCUUUUGGGGGCGUGGUCUCAAUUAAGGUGACAGGGUAUUUAAGGGAAACUUUUACUACUGCUCAUUGCCCUGUCGUGGUUCUAGCUUGCUAGUCACUCAGCGCGUUCUCUCUCUUUGUGUUUUCGGUUUUGACCUUGCUUGUACCUUGUCCUGCUGCUCUCUCCUCUCCUUUGACUCAGCUUCUUCCUCGCUUACCUGUCCUCCGGCUCCCUCGACCUCGGCUUACCUUUUGACCAUUCUUGUUUUGUCUAUACGUUAGUCCGGCCAUUCUAAGGUCCGGUAUACGUACCUCCUUCUGUCCGCACUCUGCGUAUUGGAUCCCUGUCCCGAUCCUGACAUUACGACAGGGCCUGGACGGAUUGCUAUCAUCGAAGGAAAAAUUAGUUCCCAAGUUUAUCAAGACAUUUUGCAGGAGAACUUAAGGCCAUCUGUCUACCAGCUGAAGCUCAACAGAAAAUGGGUGUUGCAACAGGACAAUGACCUGUAUGCUGUAUUCUGUAUUAAUAUAGAGCUCUGUGAUACACUCUUUCACAUUGUAACUGUAUGCUGUAUUAAUAUAGAGCUCUGUGAUACACUCAUUCACACUGUAACUGUAUGCUGUAUUAGUAUAGAACUCUGUGAUACACUCAUUCACAUUGUAACUGUAGUCUUUACUAUAGAGCUCUGUGUUACACUGUCAGGAUCGGGACAGGGAUCCAAUACGCAGAGUGCGGACAGAAGGAGGUACGUAUACCGGACCUUAGAAUGGCCGGACUAACGUAUAGACAAAACAAGAAUGGUCAAAAGGUAAGCCGAGGUCGAGGGAGCCAGAGGACAGGUAAGCGAGGAACAAGCCGAGUCAAAGGAGAGGAGAGAGCAGCAGGACAAGGUACAAGCAAGGUCAAAACCGAAAACACAAAGAGAGAGAACGCGCUGAGUGACUAGCAAGCUAGAACCACGACAGGGCAAUGAGCAGUAGUAAAAGUUUCCCUUAAAUACCCUGUCACCUUAAUUGAGACCACGCCCCCAAAAGGUCCGGGAUUGCGGUUCCCGGCGCUUCACGUAAUGAUGACGUCAUGACGUCGAUGCUAGCUGUCGCGUCAAAAAAGGGGGAGGAGCUAGCGUGGCCGGCAGAAAAACGGCCAGAAAAUGCCGAAAUGCUUGGGGAGGGGAGCCCCUAUGAAGAGAGACUGACCUCCUCAGAGGCAUAAUUUACAGGUAACCUGACAAUUCCAUCACAGGAAAUGACAAAGUUCGAAGUCAUUGUUCAGUCCGUGAGGUAACAUAGUAUUUAAGUUGAAAAUCCACCUAAUUUCCAUUUGGCCCAAAGAUUGUAUUAGGUCCCCACCUCUCCAGUUUUGAGUAAAUUUUUGUAUCCCCAUAAAUUGGGCGAAUUCAGGAUUCUUGUGAUGGAAUUUUAAGAAAUGGAGAGAAAGACUGUGUUUUUCAAAACCAUUUUUGAUGUUUCUAAUGUGUUCUUGUAUACGUACAUGAAGGGGACGGAUAGUCCGUCCCACGUAUACAAGACCACAAGGACACGUGAUGGUAUAUAUUACCUUCUUAGAGUAACAUGUAAUUAAUUCAUUUAUUUUAAACCUCUGUUCCAGAUGUGUAAAGGAUGUUAUAUGUCUUUUUUUAUUAUUAGUGUUUUUGCAAGCUGUGCAGUUACCACAGCCAAAGAAACCUUUCGUAUUAUUCAGAAAGUUAAGCUCUUUUUUUGUUUUAAUGUGAUUAUGUACUAAAGUUCUAUUUAAACUCGGAACCCCUCUAUAGACUACAGUGGGUCUAUCUGGGAGUAUGGAGUUUAAUAUAUGGUCAUUUUUGAGAAUAUGCCAAUAUCUAUUCAGAAUUCUUUUAACUUGUUUGCUUUUACAAUUAAAAUCGCAUAUAAAUACAGGAUCUUUUUUGUUUAGGUCGUCAUUCUUCUCCUUAUAUGUUAAUAGUGACGACCUUUCUUUCGAUUUCACUUCUACAUAUGCUUUACUUAAUAAUGGUUCUUCAUAUCCUUUAUCCCUGAAAUUUUGUAGAAUAGUAGAUGCUUGAUCUUGAAAGGUUUGAUCGUUAGUGCAAUUGCGUUUUACUCUAAGCAGUUGGGCCUUUGGGGCAUUCAGAAGCCAAGGGGAAAAAUGGCAACUAUUCUGAUGUAUAUAGCUGUUGACGUCUGUUUUCUUAAAAAAAGUGUUAGUUUUUAAUAAUCCAUCUUCUACAUAUAUAUUUAAAUCUAGGAAAUGUACCUGAGGUUUACUGAAGUUGGUAGUUAGCUUUAUUCCCCAAUCGUUAGAUUCCAGGUGGGAUAGAAAAGUUAGAAGUGACUCUUCAUCUCCUCUCCAAAUAAAAAAUAGAUCAUCAAUGUAUCUGCGAUAGGUCACGAGGUUCGACUCCCAUCUAUCAUCACUAUAGAUGAAUUGAUGUUCCCAAUGGGACAUAAAAAGAUUAGCAUAGCUGGGAGCGAACCUCGUGCCCAUCGCAGUACCACACAGUUGGAGAUAAAAAUUAUCCCCAAACCAAAAAUAGUUAUUACGGAGUAUCCAAUCUAUGCCACUGAUUAUAAAGUCUAUCUGUUCUUGAUGAAAUUUUUGUGAACGUUCUAGAAAUGUUUUAGUUGCUAGACAUCCCCUUUCGUGGGAAAUUAUAGUGUAUAAAGAUGUUACAUCGGACGUCACUAAAUAAAAGUCAUCCUGCCAUUCAAUGUUUGUGAGGACCUGUAGAAUACUAAUGGUAUCUUUUAAAUAACUAGGGCAUUGUUGUACAAUGGAUUGUAAAUUUCUAUCGAUAUAUUGUGAUAGUCGACUUGAGAUGGAUCCUAUCCCAGAUAUUAUGGGUCUCCCUGGUGGAUUUGUUUUAUCUUUAUGUAUUUUCGUGAGGUAGUAAAAUACCGGUAUCUUAGGAUGUAUGAUAUUAAGAAAAUUAUAUUCCUUUUUAUUUAAUAUAUUUUUUAUUUUCCCUUUCUCUAUCAAUACAUUAUAACUUGUUUUGAUUUCCUCUGUAGGAUCUUUAUUAAGUGUUAUAUAUGUAUUUGUGUCUCCCAAAAUUCUAUUGGCUUCCUUCAUAUAGUCCAUAUAUUCUAACAGGACUAUCCCGCCCCCCUUGUCAGCAGGUUUGAUGACAAGGGUGUUGUCAUUUUUAAAAUCUUUUAGAGCAAUCCUCUCUUUAAAGGUUAAGUUUUGUUCAUAUUUGUUUAAUCCUUUUAUCCUUUUUAUAUCUUGCAUAACCAUUCUCUCAAAGGUAAUCAUCUCUUCUGAGAUGCAGCAUUUGGGAAAGAAUUUUGAUGGUUCUUUUAAAUCAGUAUGGAUAAAUUCUGAUUGUUCUACUAGAUUAGGUUGUUCUGGAUGUUUCAUAAAAAACUUUUUAAGACACAAUUUCCUUUUAAACCGAUUCAUAUCUAUAAACAUAUCAAACUUAUCUAUACCUUUUGAGGGGGCGAAUUUAAGUCCUUUUGUUAGUAAUGUGUUCUGUGAUGGAGUUAAGGUUCUCUGUGUUAGAUUGAAUAUUCCCCCAUUAUUAGAUGGUGUUAAUAUUUGUUUUUUCUGUCUUUUCUGUACGUGAGUUCUUCCUCUAUUUCCCCGUCUUCUGGGCUUCUUUGUCUUUUGUUUAAUGGUUUUAGAGAGAGUGGAAUCUCUUUGUGUCUGUCUCUCAUAUACGAUUUCUGAAAAUCCUCUCCUCGUGGUGGUCUAACUGUAUAAUUGGAUCUACUUAAUGGAGGGUGUGUAGGGGACUUAUUUCUAAAUGUGUGUUGCAUAUUAGGUUCAAUGGUUGAAUAUCUUUGUCUUAUUCUAUUGCCUUCUCUAUUUGAGUGUUGAGGGGAUAUAUUUUGUUUCACCAUUGUUGCAUAGGAGGGUCGAUAUUCUUUUAAUUGUUUGUGUGUCCUAGAUGGGGGAGAUUUUUGGUCUGUUGGUCUGUAGUUUCUUUUUUUUUGACAAUCUUUAUUUAUUAUUUUGUCUUUUCAUUUUUUUUUUCUCGUAGACAAUACAAUUACACUCUUAGAUAAAGGCCUAUAACAUCGGGCCUAUAGAGUCAUUGUUAUCAAAACAAUACAGCGAAAUGGUGGCAUCUAAGCAAAAACACAUCGAAAACCAUAACCGUAAACACCCCCCCGAACCCCAAGGAUGGCCAGUCUCUCAGUACCCCUUCGGGUGUCACGUGAGGCGAGUAGAGAGUAGGACAUGGUGAUCGCAGCUAUCCCGUUGGCGUCGUAAAGCUGUGAUACCUAUCCACCACGUGUGCCUACCGCUACAUCCCCAUGGGCUAAUUGUUGCGCCCGCUCAUGUUCCCUAACCCCGUUAGCCCUCCUCUACUGCCCGCCCGGUGUACCAGUGUGCUUAAUAUAUAUUUGAACAUCAGAAUGGCCUCCGGCCCAACAGCUCCCCUCCCACCCCCGUAUUGCUGGAUGCCCCUAUAGAGCAAUUCGGGCGUCUAAUGCCUGGGUAAUCGAUUUGGCUGCGUACCCCCCUACAGAGCCCCGACCCCAUGAAGGCGCAACCGACCUCCUGCCCACGGGCCAAAUACCUUCCUUGGUGUGGGCCUCUCACCCAUCCCUACCAAGAUCUAUAACCACAUAGCCUCAUCCCCCUCCAAGUGCACGUCCGUCUUAUUGCCUGCCCUAGCCUUAUAUCUCCCACCCUGCGCUUCAAGUUGAUCCGUGAGCUUGGUUAGGGAGUCGGAGAGUGCAUAAACCUAUACCCGUGCGAUCCCCCCCGAUUGUCAACCGUCGGGGCGUUAGGACGGGAAAGGGAGGAGGAUAGUCAUAGCUGUGCUGUCAGGUAAGUGCCAUCCCCAAGGUAGUUCGGAGUCCGUGUAGUUGUCAGUCUGUCAAGGGAGAAAGAAGUUGCGCCGGCGCAGGGGCGCCCCCCCCCCCCGGGCCGGUCCCCCACCCGCGGCCCCCCUCGCAGUGUACUCCAUCCAAGGAAACCAUGUAAGGGCACAUUUAUCCGAACGUCCCUGCAGAGACGCCGUCAUCAGUUCCAUGUUGUAAAUCGCUUCGACUCGGUCCACCCACUGGCGAAGGGACGGGGCAAUCGGUUUUCUCCAUAGCGUGGGGAUAAGCGAUUUUGCCGCCGUGAGUAGAUGGAUAACGAGGCCCUUUUUGUAGAUAGUCACUGGCGUGCUCGUGUGAUUCAGCAGCAUCGGCAGCGGCUGGAAAGGUAUGUCUACCCCCGUUAUGUCCUUAAUUGCUUGGUGUACCUCUCGCCAGAAAGGCUCAAUGCCUGGGCAUGCCCACCAUAUAUGAAUCCCAGUGCCCUCCGCAGCGCCGCACCUCCAGCACUCACCCGAGAGAGUCUCGUGAACAUGACGAAGAAUAUCCGGGGUUCUGUGCCAUCGCGUCAGUAUCUUAUAAUUGCAUUCCUGAAACUUUGAGCUAAUGGUCCCCUUGUGCGUCAGUAGGAAAAAUUUUUGCCACUCCGUAUCCGUCAGCUCGAUCCCUGUUUCCCGUUCCCAGCGUAACUUGAAGCCUAAGGGGCUGUGGUCUCCGCAGUUCUGCAGCAUGGAAUAUAGGUGUGAGAUGCCGUGGGGGAUAUGCUGUCUGGAUACGCAGAGUUGCUCGAAGUAAGACAGUGCGCGGUGAAGGUGAGCCGUCCCAGCGAGGGAGGCUACAUAUGUCUUGAGCUGGUAGUAGCGAUAUCUGUCUAGGGUGCUCGGUUCUCGAUCUUGGAGGAGCUCCGCAAGCGGUUUAAGGGCCGGUCCGUUACACCACUGGUGCAGGUAAGUCCAGUCCUCUGCUCCAAAGGACUGCAGGUCUCCCGGGGAAAGUCCCCCCGCCAAUCUUGGAUUAUGUGUCACGGGUGUAAGCGGGUUUGGAGACGACGUAAGUUUUUUAGAGUAGCGAAUGCUACACCACACUUUCAGUGUAGCAUCUAUCAACGGGUUACCUGUUUGCAGAUCCUGGAACGUGGCCCCUCCCAGCCAUAGUUGGGCAGGGAUUUUGCCUCCUCUAGUCUGUAACUUCUCCAUAUCUACCCAUUGUUUACCACUCGGGGCUGCAUGCCAGUCCACUAGACGGUAAAGGUGCGAUGCCCGGUAGUACGUAAGGGCUGAGGGUAAGCCCAUACCGCCCUCACUGCGGGGGCGUUCCAGGAUCUCCUGCCGUACCCGAACAGGUUUCUGGUUCCACACAAACUGUCGAAAGGAGGAUGAUAAUGUCUGGAAGAAGCUCCGCGGGACCGAGAUCGGGAGCGUCUGAAACAGGUACAGUAUGCGGGGCAUGACGUUCAUUUUGAUGGCGCUGAUACGACCAAACCAAGAUGUAUUGCGGGGCCCAACGCCUCAUGUCCUGUUGCAGAGUUGACAGUAGAGGGGCAAAAUUCAUAGAAUAGAUUUGGGUUAGGUCACACGGUAACCAAACACCUAAGUACCGCAAUUUGGUCGGGCAGAUCUUGAAGGGGAAGUGCGCCUGAACAUGUCUCCGGAGGGAAGGGCUCCGGGAAAGAGGCAUCAAUUCCGAUUUUUCUAUGUUGAGUUUCAGAUUGGAGACUGAGCUAUAGGCUCGAAAGGCUUCCAGUAGGUUCGGCAGUGAAAUCCUUGGCUGCUCCAGGAGGAAGAGCAUGUCAUCCGCAUAAGCGGCCACCCGAUGCUCUCCCCCCCCCCAACCGGCACCCCGUUAUACCCCCAUCCCGUCUGACCGCCUCCAGGAAAGGUUCCAGGGUGAGGGCAAACAGGAGGGGGGACAGGGGGCAUCCCUGCCGAGUGCCGUUGCUAAUGUUGAACGAGCCCGUGAGCGCACCAUUAACUCUGAUUUGCGCAGUCGGCUUGGAGUACAGUGCCGCCACCCACAACCGCAACCCAGGUCCAAAGCCCAUAUGCUCCAGAGUCUCCAGCAUAUAUGUCCAAUCAACUCUAUCGAAUGCCUUCUCGGCGUCGGUGGAAAGCAGCACCAUCUCCCUACUAGUGGUGCGAGCUAGGUGGAUAGAGUUGAGGGCCCGAAUGGUAUUAUACCGGGCCUCCCGACCCGGAAUAAACCCUACCUGAUCUGAGUGGACGAGAUCCGGCAGAGACCUAGCCAUCCGGAGAGCCAGGGCUUUAGCAAACAGCUUAAUGUCCGCGUUGAGCAAGGAUAUCGGCCUAUAACUAGCACACUCCACGGGGUUCUUGCCCUCCUUAAGGAGGAUCGUGACUGUUGCCCUCAGUGAAUCCUCAUGGAACCGACCCUCGUCCCGCAAAGAGUUUAGCCCCAUCACCAGGCGGGGCAGGAGGUCAUCCCGGAAAGCACGUAGGUAGGAGGUUGGUAAGCCGUCCGGGCCUGGCGCCCGAUGAGCCUUGGUCGCCUUCAAAGCUCCCGAGAGUUCCUCUAACGUCAAAGGAGCCUCAAGAUCUGCCAUCUGCUCCUGGGAGAGUCUGCGUGCGACGUGGUUCUGUAGGUAUUCCGCUAUCCUGACCUUGUGCCGGCUGUCCUCCGACGCCGAGCGGCCCCGUGUCUGAUCAUACAACGCCGCAUAGUACUCCUGGAACGCACCCAGGAUACCAUUUGAGAGGCGCGUAAUGUCCUUCCCGCCCGUGCGUAUUUUGUGGACAUGUUGCAACCUGCGCUUCUCCCGAAGCAUCCUCGCCAGGAGCUUCCCACACUUAUUUGAAUGUUCGUAAUAGUAUCUAGCGGCCCUCCUCGCGGUAAACAUCACCCCCUGCGACAGAAUAGUUUUCAGUUCUCUACGUACCUCCACAAGUUUAAGAUAUGUGCCCUCGUCCAAAGACUCUUUAUGGGUCCCCUCCAGCUCUGCGAUGCGUGCUGUCAGGCUCGCAAUGCGGGCCAGUCUGUCCUUUUUGCGCCUGGUACUCUCCGCGAUGAAGAAGCCCCGAAUGACGCAUUUAUGCUCCUCCCAAAGCCUUAGGGGAGACAAGUCCGGGUCCUCAUUGGUGGUAAAGUAGUCCACCAGAGCGCGGGCCGCCGCCUGCGUAAGUGCCUUAUCGUCCAGCAUGGUUUCGUUAAGCUUCCACUGACGCUCACUGGGCUUGAAUAGCGGGGAGCUGGUAUGAACCAGGACUGGUGCAUGAUCCGAGUGGUCCUGGAUGCCUAUGCGCGAGCCCUGCAGGAGGUUUAGAAAUUCUUGAGCCAGGAAGAUAUAGUCGAUGCGGCUGUACCGUGCGUGCGCUGCGGAGUAAUGGGUGUAGUCCCGCUCGUCUGGAUUGCAAGCCCUCCAGCAAUCCACCAGCCCUAUCUUGUGCAGAGAGCGUUGGACCUGCCUGAUGCAUGGUGCCGGGAGCGCGGUUGCACCCCUGGAGGUAUCAAGCAAUAAGUCCAGCGGUAUUUUGAGAUCCCCCGCCAGGACCAAUAGGCCCUCCCUAAAUUUUUCCAGUUUGGCUAACGUCCGGGAGAGAAAGGUAUGCUGCCCCUUAUUUGGGCAGUAUACACUUGCGAAUGUAUAGGCAUGAUCCGCUAUGGUACCCUUUAUAAAUAGGUACCUCCCCCCCGGAUCCGCCUGGGACGCUACGUGUUGGAAAGGCGUCGUCUGGGCGAAUAGGAUGGCUACACCCGCUCUUUUGGCAGUGGGGUGAUUAGCGGAAAAUCCUUGCAGGAACCGCCGAGUCUCCAAUUUGGGGGCAUCUCCCCCCUUGAAGUGCGUCUCUUGCAGGAACGCAACGGAUGCCUCCGCCGCCCACAGCUGCCUCAAUAGAUGCGAUCGUUUUUCGGGCGUAUUGAGCCCCUGUAUAUUAUUGGACCAAUAGGUCAUCCGUGCCGGGACAAAGCCCCGGCCGGGAGCCAUCACCGCGACGGAAGGGCGCCCCCGCAGUGGCACAAGUGGUACUGUGGAGCGUUGGGAGCAGUAGGAAAGUCAAGUCAAGUACACAAGGUCGUGAGAAAACCUCCCCCCACCCUCUGGGAGCAACGUCGACCCUUAGCCGGGGAUAGGUUACCCGUUCGAGGGACCCCCGGCUCUAUUUACAAAAAAGGGUCUGUCUCAGUGAAGAUCAAAAGGGCCCCUGACUGUAUUGGCGUUCCCACUAGGUGUAGUAGUCAGAACCGCCCCUGCUUCCAUCGGCUCCCACCCUGUGUGUCAGGUAUGCGUGUAUCCAGCAACUAGUGUAUAGGUAUCGUGAGGAAAAUCAAAUGAGACCACUCCCCCCCCCGAAGCCUCAGCCCAUCCCCCCUCUAUGUGUAAGCCCACAGCCAUAGGGUGCCGGUGGCCUUUCCGAAAUCCCCCCUCAUCUCCCUCCUGCAACAUCCAGGGGUGGCUACCGGCAGGAGGGGCCCACCCCAGCUUGGCUGCUGAACCCACCACGAAGCUCCGGCCCCCCCUUCACUCCAGCUGGUCCCCACACCCUCCCUCCACCUCUCUGGACCCGCCUCCUCUCCCUCCCGAUACCCCCCCCUCCGCUCUUGUCCCCACACCCCCCGACCACCGUGAUAUCAUCCACUCCCUGCUAACCCGUGCAGACAGGCUACGCAAAGACCCACUCCUCGGCUCCCAUCAGUCCCCCCCACUCCCCCCCAGAUGGGAAAUGGAGCGGGAGAUGGGAAAAAAAAAGGGGGGAGUAAAAGAAAAAUAGAUAAAAGGUACUAAUAACGGGGGGGGGGAAAGAAGGAGACCGCUGCGUAUGUCCCAAGCCAGCCCCGGCGUCCCCAAGUAUCCCCACGGUCCGCCGGGCUCCCCCGGUCUACAACAUCCCCUGGGCCCAGACCAGACCAGCCUGCCCGCCCCACUUAUGCUGGAUCCCACCAGGUAACCCCAGCCCUAAAGCUACCAAACCCGCAGAGCCCUUCCCACCCCACCUAAAUGCUAACUCACCCACAUGCAGCUAACAGUCCUCCACUAAACAUACCCCUCCAGAGCUGUCCGGCGGCCACGACCAAGUCACCUAGGGUCCCAGCAGGUACAGGUCUGCGGGAUCCCGGCAUACCGGGCCAACCGCUGCUAUUCUUCAGGGCCAUUUGGCCCCCCUCUGCGUCGUUGGGGCUCCUGAUCCGGGUGCAGGUUGUGUGCCAUCUCUGAUGGGCCCACUGCUCUCGCCGGCGGACCCUCCAGGAUCCAGUUCGGGAUGGUGACAUGGGGAAGGCCAGCAUUGCGGAGAAAACGAGGAAUGUCAUUCGGCCAUUUUAGAACAUGCCACAUGUUGUCCACUCGGGCCUGAAGACUGAAGGGAAAGCCCCACUUGUACGGGAUCCUCCUCUCCUGUAGUAGCCGGGUAAGCGGCCUCAGGGCCCUCCUGGCGUCCAGGGUGGUCUGCGACAAGUCCUGGAACAGGGACACCGGGGAAUCCAUGUAGCUGAGGUCGGGUCGGGAGCGCGCUGCUUUCAUCAGCUCCUCCUUGAGCGGAAAAGACACCAGGGCGCAGAUCAGGUCUCUGGGGAGGCCAUCCCGUCUGGGUGCCCGGAGAGCCCUGUGAGCCCUCACGAUGCCAAAGUCCUCCGGAGCCGCCUCACCCAGCAGGUGUGUGAACAGGCCG
This is a messenger RNA of Pelobates cultripes (western spadefoot toad), 85972 nucleotides long. NCBI's taxonomy places the organism in Eukaryota, Metazoa, Chordata, Amphibia, Anura, Pelobatidae. The record is from the annotation of a GenBank genome assembly.